Columba livia (rock pigeon) is the source of this 44833-nucleotide messenger RNA. RefSeq names its product talin 2 (gene TLN2). Gene Ontology annotation, biological process: cell-cell adhesion. Gene Ontology annotation, cellular component: focal adhesion; plasma membrane; ruffle. Bases 34169 to 41797 code for a protein of 2542 amino acids. Gene Ontology annotation, molecular function: structural constituent of cytoskeleton; integrin binding; actin filament binding. The record is from RefSeq and is a predicted model, not a curated record. NCBI's taxonomy places the organism in Eukaryota, Metazoa, Chordata, Aves, Columbiformes, Columbidae. The transcript is spliced from 58 exons.
AUCUCUUACCCCUGGGAACUGUGUUUCAUUUGAGUUUCCUAAUGUAUCAUUUAACUCAUUGGUUACUGCAGAACUAAAGGGUAAAGUGGACUUUUCAUUUAGCUUAUUUCUGGUGGUAAAAAUAUUUAACUUAAGUAAGAUAAGAAUACUUGUUUCUGGUUGCCAAUCAAAGUCUCUGGAUUAACUGUGACAAACUCGGGCAAUAUUUAAGUUCUGAAUCUCAGUAUAAAACUUGAUAAAGACUACAGCAAUUUCAUAUAGGGUACUCAUUCAUUUCACCAUUCAGAUUAUAGCGGUUUACCCUGAAUAAUUGUCUUCUGUGUUCUUAGAGUAACAUCUGUUGCAUGAUAUCAUGUAAUGGAAUGUAGUAGUGCCUAAUUUAAGUUGAUUUGAAAUGUUGUCAUUGCACUGUAGUAGUGUCUGAGAGGGUAAGAGGUUUUUAGGGAGGCCUGUGUGUGAUGGGUAGGUUGGUUAGGAGUAGAUGAUGAGAAACAUGAACUUGCAUUUGAACUGCAAAGGAUUAAGUAAUUUUGUUCUGAGCUUGGUUUGUUGUCCAGUUUUGCUUAGACUUCUUUGAUCGUUUGCCAGCUAAUCUAAUCACUGAAUUCUACUUAUAUUCGGGAAUGCAUCUAUAGUUAUAAAUAUAACUGAUUAGUAUGAAACACCACUGCAGUAGAUUCAGGUCUUUUAUUUUGUAGGGGAAGGAGUGUCCUUGAAAGAAUUUUCUGGCUGUGGCGUAGCUUGAACUGCAUAAUCAUCAUGAAGACUAACUUUUUUUUCUGUGAAAACCUCUUAUUUGGAAUUGUUUCUACGAAGACUAAACUCUGCACAGCAAGGAUGUUCUGAAAUGUUAAUAUUUGGAUUGUGUCACUUUAUACGCUUAGCUAUACAAUAUGUAUCUAUUAAAUCUGUGCAAAUGCAAGGUCUAGGCAGCUUCCAAAAACACUAGUACUUAAUUAGUCACCACAGCUAGACAGUAGCACAGACAUCCACCUCCAUUCCUUCUUGUGGCAUUGUAGUGUCAGAUAACUGUUGGGAUAUCAGUGUGGUCUGUUAAUGAAAUGUGAGCAAUACCAUUUGCUGAAGCAUCAUUCCAAUCCAUUAUUUCAGCAUUAAAGUAUCAAAAACACCAUUUGAAGUAAUUCUCAGCUCCUAGUCCUAUCUGAACCUCAGAGAUUUCAAUGAACUAUCAAAUGUGUAGGCAUCCUGAUUUUUUUGUUUGUUUGUUUUUAAGUGUGAAGACUUUCUUGCUAAAAAGUUCUUAUCCAGAUGCUGCCUUUGAAACAGGUCAUAAUUAGGAAAGAAGUGUGAAUGUGUUUACAGACCACUUUAUCCAGCUUCCAAAAAUCCUUUUUUUUUCCCCCUCUGCUCUCGAUUCCUUAAAAGGCUUGGCAAAUCUGCUUAUGCAUGUUUCUGCAGACAAUAGAACGCUGAUGCAAAUUGAGAACAGCAAACAAAAUGGUUGGGUGUUGUUGCAAAUAGGGGGAGGCUGUCUUAAUAGGCAGUAUUUUGUGUAUUAGGUUUCAUUUGUUUACUUUUGGAUUUUGGUGUGUCAGUUGGAUGAAUGUUACUGGUAUAUAGAUGAAAUGGUAGUUUUGGAUAGUCCUGCCUGUUGGUACCUGAAGGGGAAUGCAGGCUUUGGUUUCUGGAGUUCUGCUUUUGACCACACAAGGUUACAGGAAUAUAUAUUAAAUUGACCUGAAGAAUUUUUGGGGGCAGGGGAGAUGCAAAUGAUAAAGCAGAAGUUAGGUGGUUGGUUUUGUUUGUUUUUCAGAGCAGCCUGGCUCCUAAGUACCAGAGGCUAUGUGAAGCAGAAUAAUCAGGGGUUUGCAGCUUGGUGGAAGAGAUUGUGCUGAUUAUGGACGUUGUGUCUUAACCUCUUUUGUGUCUUAUUUUUAUUGUUGUGAUUAAACAAUCCAUUCAUUUCCAAAAAGAAUGGUUACCUUGAAGGUAGCCUGAGCUAUAUAGAUGUAUAAAUGCUCAUCUGAUCCACAGGAAGCUGAAAUCGUGGGUCUGAUUAAUCUUUAGAGAAUUGUGGCCAUUUAUCUAUGGAUACAGUAAAGGCAUGACUUUUGAGUGAGACUGAUACACUUGACGAUGAGAAGGUAGUGAGGAGCCUGUGACUAGUUUUGAUACCAGACUUGUAAUUGUGAACUCUAAGGUGUUUAGGUUUCUGUCCCUGCAACACUGCUGAAAACCCAUUUCACAGUAGUGUCAGAGAGCCAUUUCCCUGGGUGUGUUGCAUGCACAUGUGUUUAUCUUGGGAAGGAGUUUGAAUUAGCCUGUGUACUUGAAGCAAUUGUGAUAACAUGUUUAUAUUUUCCACUUCCAGUUGCAAGCUGGGAUUCCAUCCCCAGAGAUCCAUCCUCUCGAUUCUCAAGGCUUCAGUGCCUUUUUACCCAACAAUCUUCAUAAAGCUAGAAAACACAGAUUGACUUCACAAGGUGAGGGUGACCAUACAACAAUAAGCCUGGUCUUAAAAUACCUUUACAGUACUACAGUGCUGACUUACUUGUAGUACCUUUACUUGGCAGGAACCAGUUGAAUUUCUGCCAGGAUGGGUCAGGCUGGCACUUGAAACUGCCUUCCUUGCAUUCUCAGUAGGUAGCUCAUCUUUCUGUGUUUGGGCAGCAGGAAGAAAGUUUGAACUGAAUUGUAAAUGAACCUUUUGUCUUUCUAUCUGGCAACUUUUAUAAGGUUGAGAUUUCUUAUUUCCAUGAAAAAGUGACAUUUAACCUAGUAAUAAGCUGGAGACUCUCACUGUUUUAAAUUGCAGCAAAUAACACUUGAGAUGAUAAAGAAUCAGUGGUACUACAUGAGUUGCUUAGUUUUUGAAGUUGAAUAACAAUUUACAUUUAUCAGCUGUGGUAGAAAAAUUUGUUACUAUAGUUUAUCCAAGUGUUUAGUGUUUUGCUGAAGUGUUUGGCAUAGUGAUGUGAGAACCUCUUAAACAAGAGGAUUGUCUUCAGCUUAGAAAGGCCUUCACAGUUGUGUAUUGUUCUUAUUACACGUUCUUGUUUCUUAUAUAAUGAUCUCUUACCUUUCUUGGCAGUUGCUAUCUGUAACAUGGUAAAUAACCCAUUCAGCUACCUUAAGUCUAGCUUAUACUGUGGUAUAUACUAGUUGGAAAAUGGUGACUUUUCUGGAAUUUGAAAUUUAAAGUUCAGAUAUAGAUGACAUAAAUAUGUGAGCACAAAACAGUUUCAAAAACUUGCUGAUAGUAAAAAUCUGGCUUGAAUUUGUACAGGUGGAAACAUUAAUUAGCUUUAAAGGCAUUUAUGGCAAGUACAUUUUACCUUUGUUCAAUUUGAAUGUGCCAAAUGCUGUGUAGGAGGAAACAGCAAGGUGGCACUUGGUGGAGAGAAUGGAAACAGCAAAAGCGGAUUAUGAAUAUUUGACAUAAAUGAUAAUUAUUGUUGAAGAAAAGACCUAUGGUAUUCUAACAGGAGGGCUUAUGGCAGGAAUGUGGUGGUGGUGUAGGACUGAAGCACAUAAUGCUUAGACACAAUAAAAAUGUUGAAGUACCAGAACAGAGUCAAAAUUUAGCAAUGGGGCUACAAAGGAAUAUAUGAAUAAAUGAGAUCAUGAAGCUCAACUUGGAUGCUAUGGUUCUUUGUAGCCUGCAAGUUCUGUAUUUUUUUUUCUUGCGAUUUUCCCUUUUUUGACUAAAAGUUUUUCCUAGAUUAACUCUCGUUGCAGUCCAAUUUCAGUUUAAAAAAGCAAAGGCUGUGGGAAAUGAGAUCACUCUGUUGUGAUGUUUAAAGUACUCUUCAGAAAUGUUACAUGCAGCAGCUGAGGAUGUACAGACUGCAAAUGAGAAUACAAAAUCUUGUAGUGUGUACCAACCCUGAUUUUUUUUUUUUUUUUUUUUUUUUUAAUUUUUUUUUUUUAAACAAAUUCAGUGGCUGUGUUUGCAGUUGUGAGGAGGGUCCAUAUCAGUCUGAUCAUAGCUGGAUUGCCUGUUCAGCUGCACUGGGAUUCUAACCAGAAUUAAAAGCGGCUGAGGAGAAGAGAAGCAUAACUGAAUGUACGGAGGACUGCAACCUGUGAAGAAAGAGUAGUUAACUAAACUUUGCCUUGUGAGACUGGAUAGACUGGACUAUGGAUUAAGUGCAGAACAAACCCAGACAGAGAGAAGCGAGGUUGCAGGGAUCUAACAGGCCUUGUCUGAGGCCUUUGUAUGUAGAGGAUGUAGAUGUGUAAGGUGGUAGUUCUCAGGUGCUGUAUGGGUGGUGACAUUUUUGUCCUCUCUCUGUCCUUACAGAGCCAAUAAGGCAAAGGCCAGGCUAAAUAAAAUGAACUUUUCGAGGAAGCAGAAGGAUAGUCUGUUAGUGAUGCUACAGCACGAGUUGUGGGUGGUUGGAGGACCUAAGGCAUUCAGUCUUUCUCUUCUUUUGUAUGCUUCCCAUUGUUUGUUUCAAAAUGGCCAGCUCAUUCAAGAACAUGUAGAUACCUCUUACAUGGAGAUGCUUAGCCACUGCUGUGUGGCUGUUCCUGAAAGAAAAUGGUCCAGCCUUGAAAAAUCCACUUGUAGCAGUCACAGCAAACCAUUCAACAUCGACAUGAAGCCUUCUUGUACCAGGGAAAAUAGUUGUUUGAUGCUUGACAAUCUUGAGGAAAAGAACAGUUGUGUUCAGUAGGUGAUCACCUGGUGACAUAGUACAGUUAGCCCCAAGUAUGCAAAUUUCUUGGUAGUAUUUUGGAGGGGGAAGCAGUAAGUGUUACUUUUACUAUCCUAACAACUUUUUUUGUUGCUGAUUGGUUUGCAGCACAGGGACAUCCAUCCCAACAGCUGAUGGUUGCCUGAGCUGUAAUGCAAAUAUUUAAUGAGUGAAAUUGCUCUGUGAGAAGAUUUAGGGAAGUGCUGGUGGUUCUCAGGUGACUUCUCCUUGAACAGUACACUUAACAUUAUAGUUCCUCUUGUGUACUUGAAAACAAAAGCUUUCAGCAGCCUUUUUGUGUUAAUUAGCAUGGUGAUCAAGGUGCUAGGCAAAUUCUAAUCCAUUCUGCCUAACAAAAAGCAAGAGUUAUGAACUGAGAAACCGUGGGGUGGAAGUCUCACAAUUACUUUGCUUUCCUGUAAGGAAUCCCACAAGAUGAAGCAUUAAAAUAUUUUGAAGGCCUGGGUAGAAAAGAUUCUUAACGAUUUUGUGUCAGAACUGUGGGCUGCCUUUGUAAGAAUGCUCCAACAGAAUGGCAGGGCUUUAGUGGCAAAGAGGUGAGACAGAAAAAUACCUUGAUUGUGGUGUAAGUGUGUGGUUAAGGUGAACUACUUAUGCAGCAGUUGUUGGAGAAUAUUUAACAGAUAACCGGAGCCUGCAACCAGUUAGAAGGGUAGAUGUGCCCUGAGGAACCAAGCAGACCACUACUGAAACAACUCUAAGGCCAGGCUAUGAAAGUGACUCAAUAAUGAUUGUGAAUAUAUCUGCAGGAAAAAUGUGUUCCUACACAAUGUUAUUUUCAUUCCUUUUCAAAGAUAAAUUGCAGUUUGAAGUGUUAAGAAUGCCCUCUGCAUAUGAGGGCAAAAGCCCUGUUACUUUAGACCAAACCCUAAAAAUUUAAAACACUGUGUUCCAUGUAGAUCUCAUUACAGUCAGCAAUGGCCUUAAUGUUUUUGAAAUAGUAUUAUCAGCUGACUAGGUCAUUUAAGGCAGUUGUUUGCAAAGAUUUUUGUGGUAUCACACCCUUAUCAGUAAAACAUUUGUGAACAUGCACCCUGAAAAUGUGUAUUUGCUUAUAAAUUAUACAUAUACUACUCUACUAAUAUGAUGAAAAUUAUGAAACAUACACUAAAACAGAAAUUAAGAGAGGAUGAAAAACACUAUUUAAAAAUAUAUUUUCUAACAAAACCCCCUCUUGCUUUCAUUAAAAAAAAAUAUUUUAGGAAGAGCUGUGUGUUUGAAUUUGCUUCACUGUUUUAAAAAGAAUCUUGGUUUAACACUUUGAUACAUCUAUUAGAAGAUCUGGUUCUAAGUUUAGCUGAUUUCAAUAUUUGGUUUUAAUGGCUGUCAUAGCUGAAAAAGACACCUCACAAAGAUACAUAGAUCCAACUGGAAGAAGUGCAUUGUUGGUUGUGCUUACUAAAUCGUGAUACUAAUUUUCCAUUCCAAUACACUAAUUAUGUGAAAGUUUUUCUUGGAAUUCAUCUAUUAAAUUUUCAUCUUCUCUGAUGUCAAUCAGUUGUUCUUUCAAACUAAUGAGAAGUUAUUGUGUUCUUCUAUUUUUAGCAAAUGUAUUAAAAAACCCCUGAAACUCUUAUUUUGGAAGACUUUUAAACAGGUUAGCAAAGUCUGUUUCCAAGUCUUUUAAGUAUACAGAUUUGAGAGGUUUUUAUAGGCGAUGCAUCACUUUCAGCAACAGAGUUACUUAAUGGUGGAAACAUUUCCAAACAUCAUUUUCAAAACAACCUCUGUAGAGUGAGGUUUUUUUUGAAAGAUGUUUACUUUCUUACUCACUGUUAAAAUGUCAGUUUUACCUUGAAGGGACACCUUAAGUGUAUAACUUUUUUGAGAAUAUCUGCUAGGUAGCAUACUACUGCUAGCUGCUUGUCAUCACAGAAAAGGUCAGCAAAUUUUGAAGUUGUCUUUCUCGAAAACAAAAAUGCAUAAUGCAUCUUUAAGUUUGAGAGAUUUUUUUUAAGCACUUUGCCACAAGAUAACUAGCAAACCUCAGUAUGGGAUUAUUACUUUCUUGGCCACUCCUCAUCUCAUUACAAGGUAUUGUGGAGAUUCUACUAUUUAAAGGUCUUAUUUUUAUAAAAUGAACCGUAUCAAUGACAUCCUGUAGCACUUUGUGCCCUUCUGGCUCCAACUUUGCUGCAAUAGCUUGCUUUUUAAUGAAGCAGGGUAAGAAUUUCACAUGUGGUUCUGUCUGUAACUGUUACACUGCUAUCCUUUAUUCUUAAAAUUAUUAUUCCAGGUAAAUCAGCCAUUCCAUCAGGGAUUACACUUGGAGACUUUUCCCAUAGAACAUUGUUUCUAUUGAAGAAAUAAUUUACUGCUGAGAGUAUGUUGAGACUUCUCUAGUACAUCUUUCCCAUAGUGACUUGCAAAAAAAGUAGUUCCCAGUAUAUUUCAUCAUUGAAACAAUCUAGCACAUACUGUAAGAUGAGACAUGUUAGAAACACCGGUACUUUUAGCCAACAGUGUGGCAAACCUCCCACACCGCAUAAUUUGUUCUAAUACUCGUUUCUUCAAAUUUUCAGCUGCUUUCUAUGUGUCUUCCAGCAGUAUUUGCUGACAAAGGAAUGCCAUAUUUUUUUUCCAUGUAUUAUUUCAACCAUUUUUCACAGCAGCAGGAAAAACAAGUGCUUUCCCAAUGCUAUGUGGCUUUGCCUCUUUUGAUAUUAAAUAUGAAACCUUAAAAGAGGCUUCUGAAGAUCUAUUGUUAAGUUCAGUGAUUUUUCUUUUUUUCUUUUUUAAGUAUGUUGAGUAUUCAUGACUUGAAACUAGUGCUGAAGAAAUUGUAGAGAUUUGUACUCAUAUUCUGGGUGCUUAGUUUUUAAAUGUCUUGCUAAUCUUGAUGGCCACCUACUAUCAUUAGCUAAUUUCUCAAGGUACGGUGUACACUUAGGGAGAGGUUCAUCAUUAAUGAUAACAGACAUAAAUCCAUUUUUCAAAUAGUAAUCUUAAUAAUUUCAAAUAUUUUUGGCCAACUUUGUGUCAGAUCUGAUUAGAUUGUUGUUUUUACCUCAUAAUGUGUCUGACAAGAAGCUUGUACUGGGGUUAUGAGAUCAGAUGAUGCACAGGGAUUUUGAAGCAAAAGUAAAAUUUGUCAUGGCAUCUCUGUGUAUCUGACAUAACACAACACUUCAGAGUCUUCAGGGUCAGAGGUGAUUUGAGCAAGAUUGCAACUGUUGAGAGUUUUAAACGAUUUGUGCAUUUCCCUGGAUGGAAUCCCUUGUAUUCACUUGCUUCUUGUUCUUGUACUUUAAAAUAUGGUAUUUAGUAAUUUGACCCACGUGUGCUGUGACAGCCUGCAAAUUUUUAUGAGCAUGACUUUGUGAAUUGUGGCCUUAAGUCAUGCUAGUUAAACUUGUAACCAUUCCUAAAUGAUUGAAGUUUUGGUUGCGUGUUGUGUUUUGUGUUGUGUGUGGUUUGCUUUUUGUUUGUUUGUUUUUAAAAUCAUUUGGGAUUUGUUAGAAGGGACAGCAAUUCUUCCUCAGUUUGUUUAGCAGUCAACUCCAUGUAAUUCUCACCUUGCCUGAGGCUGCAGCGUUUUCUCUUAAAGAUAAAUUUCAAGUACCUGCUAAACUUCUGUUAUCAGACACCAGUACUGUCCUGGUACCCUCCCAAUGAGUGUAUCUCUUCAUGUAUGGCUAGGCUUUCUGUAGUUGUCAUGUGAGCUAUAAGGAAUGAAGUAUGACUUUAGCCCCUGAAGAAGAUGCAAAAGCAAGGUGGAAUUGCAGAUAACAGUUCUUUGGGUAAGAAAAUGAAAGAUAAAACAGACAGUUACUUUUUGAAAGUUGUUUACAAGGCACUUCUUAAAACCAAAGCAAAAUGUAGAAUGAAGACAGAAAAUAAAACAAUAAGAAGAAAAAUAAGAAAAAAAUAUUUUUUAAAACAACCCUGUAGUUACAGCUUUGUAGAGAAUGAAGAUUUGCAGUAGUGAGGUAUUGAUGAAUUGUUGGGUUUUUUUCUGGACUAUAUAUUCUAAAUUUGAUGCUUAAGGUGUACCUUUCCUUAUUUAAACAAAAAUUGCAUUGUGAAAUAGUCUUUGUACUACCGUGUUCAGAUACAGAAAGCAGCCAUCACUUCAUAGAAAUAGACUUGCUAGAGCAGUUGUUUUUUGUACCAACACUUAUUUGUGAUGUGUUUAAUAGAAAUGUGUGUUGUGGUAUCUUUUUUCUUUUUGUGUGUGGUUUUCUGUUUUCAUUUUUUUCAAGUUAAGUUCUUCUGUAAGAAGAGUCUCCAGUUUAGCUGUCUUUUAUUUGGCACAUUUUUGUUGCAUUUAUUUUGUGGGACCUGUCUCCCAUGACACAUGACAAGUGAAUCAGGAUUCUGGAGACUUCUGCAAGUGAAAUUUAUCUCCCUUUUUGGUGUCUAGAGUUUAAUAGAAGUCAGUUUUUUGUUUGUUUGUUUGUUUGUUUUCCUGGUAAAUCUGUAGAUGUUUGAAAUACUUGUGCUUGUCGAGAAUUUGCAAUUUUAAAUUUGAGCAAUUCACACUUAAGAACCUCCAAGUAGCUUAGAAUUAGAAAAGCUUGCUUCUGACAACAUUCAGGGCAUAUUCAACUAAGCAAUAGGAAAAUGUUUCUUUGUAAGUAAUAAGCUAAUGAAAACCUAGUAUUUGUAUAGUUGAGCUUGCCUAAGGAGUAUGACUGUUUUGUUAGUAGCUGGUGAAAUACUGUAUUUUCACAGUGUUGGUUGACAAUCUUCCUUUUUAAUCAGUGUGGGUGUAUCAGUAACCAUUAGUUAGAGAAACAAGCACACAUUUGAUAGAGGAACUGCAGGAAGUAGGACAAAGACAGCCUUUGCUUCUCUUUAACGUUUCUUGUUGUUUAGAAUUAUGGAAUGCUUGCCCAAAACCAGCUUGUUCUCCAGAAUGCAGCUGAUGCCAAAUGGGGCCAAACUGAAGUAUUUGCAGAAAAAAUUUGAAAUAAGGCUUGAUGAAGAAUGUAAACAGGUGGAUCUGGGUUAUUGUUAGGCAUACUCUGGUUUGGUAAUGGUUGUCUCGAGAACAAUGAAAUGAAACUCACGUUGUAUGCAGCAUCUUGAUGUAAGUCCUGUAGUCCAGAAAUUCAAGGGGUUGUAAAAAGGAAUCUGUGUUCAGCAAGAAAGCUUUAGUGUCAUAUGCAAGUCCUGACUAAUACUUAACUAAAGAGCUAAUUUGGAGUGUAACAUUAAAGACUGAAUAUGUGCAUUUCCAGCAUCCCUUUGUUUCCAUUGAAGGCUUGUUUGCUUAUUGAAGAAACAAAAAAGUAGGGAUCAAAGACACCAUCAACAAACAUUGAUCUCAGUGGUAAGUCUGGUUUCAGGAGACAUGGAUGGCUCCAGAUUGCAGCUUAUGUGGCUAGAUAUGUAGAGGUUACUGCACUUGUUGCUACAUAUUACUUUUUCUCAGUGAGGGUGACAGAGCACUGGAACAGGCUGCCCAGGGAGGUUGUGGAGUCUCCUUCUCUGGAGACAUUCAAAACCCGCCUGGACAUGUUCCUGUGCGACCUCACUUAGGCGUUCCUGCUCCAGCAGGGGGAUUGGACUAGGUGAUCUUUUGAGGUCCCUUCCAAUCCCAAACAUACUGUGAUAUUGAGAUAUAUCCACUUCAAAAGGCUUUUUUGGCACACAGAAGGGAAAAGCUUCCCAUCUCUUUUGCAGUGGAAUAUAUUAAUCAGUAUGGCCCUCUAAAGCUACCUGUCAAGAUAUUUGAGUAAAGAGGAUGCCCUUAGGAGGGUUUUGACAAUAGCUGUUUUGUCAAAGAUGACUUCUCUGUUAGGCAAAGCUUUAAAUUAUCUGUCCAAUACACUGUGGACAGUGGCUGCUAUCUGCACUUGAGGGAGAUAAAGACUGUGCUUAAUGUUCUCUAACCCAAAUACUAUACUGCAAAGGAAUGAUACAGUUCUGUAUCUUCCUAGUGGAAUGAAUGAACAACUGCUAAUUAUUUACUUUAGAAGAGUCUGGGUUUUUGGUUUUUUUUGAGCUUAAAGAAAUAAGCUGAUAAGUGAAACUUUUCUGAUGUUCUAUGGAAAAGUCUGAAGGGUGCUACAACUUAGGAUACAAUAAACAUUAAUUUUGCUUUGUUUAUACUGGUAGCUAGGGGUUUCUAAAUGUUGGUUCUUGGCUUGUUUGGGGGCAAGUCUUGCAAUAGUUGUAUCCUGCAACUGAACAAAGGAGCAGUGUUUCUUGAGUUUUUGAGAGAAACAGUAAUAUAUAGUCAAAAGGUAGUGCUUCUCUGGUUGUGGAGAUAAGGAACUUCCCAGUAACUCAGCUUUGAAAUCCUUGAAUCAGAAAAAAAAUUCUCGUUUUCCCACGUGCUCUCCUUUUUCAGUGUAUGCUCAAUUGUCCUGCUCCAAUGUCUACACAUAGAAACUUGCAUAUAGUCCUACAUAAACCAAAGUGUACACAGGAAGAGGCUUACACACUUCUAGAUCUAUAUUAAAUGUGUGUGAAUGUUGAUAUCUUCUCACAUUGAACUGGGUGGUUGCAUCUUUUGAGCUGCUGUUUCAAGGUCUUGUUGCACUGAGAUACCUAUGUAACUGCUUUGACUGCAUUUAAUGUUUGGUUUGGUGUGGUUGUGUUGGGUUUGUUUUGUUUUUUUUUUUUUUUUAAGGUGUUGUUAAUCAUAUAAGCUGGAAAUGCAAAAUACAGAUAGUUAUUGUUUAGGUCUCUGUGGUGAUCAUGUGACCAUGGAAACUAAAGAAAACACAUGUUAUUUCCUAGGGCCCUAGAUUACACCUAUGCCCCAUGGGUUUAGGCUUACAAUUUAGCAAAGUGCUUUUUCAGGCAACACAGAAAACUGUACAUAGAAUAUAAACCAUAUACCACAGUUUUGUAAUUAUAAGAGGGACUAUGGUAGUGUUCAAGUAAAUAAAUGUUUGUAGGGUUUUUUGAGGAGGUUUAUAGAGAUUAAUUACACUUCAUAAGUGCCUCCAUAUGCAUCUUACAGUAGUUUGGGCUGCCUCCAUAAAGUGUCAAAAGAAUACUUGAAGACAAUGUAAUUUAUUAAUGAGAUGGUGAAGUUGUGCUUUCUGUUGCAUAUAGUAGAUAUCUUGUAAUCUACCGAACACAAAUUUUCAGUUACACACAGAGGCAUGGGUUAAAGCCUUUGAAACACUAGGGGAAUCUGUGUACAGGAGACUCAGAGCUCUAGGAAAUGUGUGUGUAAAAUAAGCUCAUAUGUGAUGUGUUGAAAAUGGGCACCAAUACGGCCUAUGGCCUUGGCUGUUGACAAUUUACAAUCCUAAUAAAUCCACCUAAUUACGGUUGAUGGUCAGAAAUAACUAUAUAUUCAUUGAUUUUUGAAGAACAUAAAUGAUCUAACUUUAAGAUUAUUUCUUUGAUUUCUUAAGGAAAAACAGACUCAGGAGUACAUGGUAUUGAUUUUUGAAUGCUUUAACAAGGUUAUUUGAAGUCAGAGACAAGGACCAUCCUUUGUGCUUAAGCUGCUGAAGUGCUCAGACAUUAAUUGAAAUCUGGAACUAUUUUUGCAGCAUUCGCAUACAUAGAAUGAUGAUGUAUCGUACCCUGUAUCAAUUAAUUACUGUCAUCCAUUUUUGGUUUCUUAAUUCUCUCUUAGAGAAAAGUGGGUUUGGUAGCUUAAGGCCAAGUUCUCCUGUCAUCAGAUAUUUCUUUCUCUUUACACAGUGUGUAGCCGAUCUGUGGACUCUGUCACUUUCAGGGAUCACAGCUGAGAAGCCGUAUGGGCAGGACUGAUGUGGUUAUGCAUGCUACAACAGAAGUCCUCAGUUUGAAUCACAAACAGCACAAUUUAAGUUGAGAGCCCAGGGGGAACAUUUUUUUCCUUGCAUUGCAUAUGCAGGGUUGGCUGAGUGGUCAGGAUUUUACCGUUCUCAAAAGUAUUAGAGGUGUGUAAUUGCUCUGUCAAAGGUGAAGGCAGAGAUCUUGGUGGGCAAGGUGGAAGUAAGUAAAUAUGUGUGUCAUAGCAAACUGAGUUCCUGAGCCAAAAUGUCAGGUUUGGAUUUGAAAAUUUAAUUUGAAAUAUUGACUUUGCAGACAUUUUUUUAACCUACAGCUUGCAUUUGAAGCUUUAUUAAACUUGCAUUCCUCUAUCCCUUCUUUCACUUUGCAUUCUCUGGUAAUCUUUCAUAUACUCACUGAGCAUGAUGGAAAUAACAAAUCUGAAUUGCUGUAUUCUAAUAGCACUUGAGAAACUCUGAGAGUAGAUUUUGUGCAUCAGUGUUAAUAGUGUUAAAAGUCUCUUCUUAAUUUGCAGAAGUAUGCACUUACCUAAUAUAGUCAAACUGUUGCAUUAUUUAAAAAAAAAAAAAAAAAAAAAAAAAAAAAAAAAAAAAGGCAGCUUCCAGAGGUGGCGGGUUAGAGGUCUGGCUGAUUGAUAGAUGCCACUUUAAGUGUAGUCAACAAAUGGCAUGCCUAACCUUAUUGCUGUAGGGGGUUUGGUUCCUUUACAGCUGAUACUUGGAAUCCAGUGGUGUUUAUAGUAUCACUCAACAGGAGUUACCCAAGCCCAUGAUUAAAAAGUAGUAACUUUUAAAAAAAUAUAGUUAGCAGAAUAAAAAUAAACAAAAGCUAUGGGUGAAGGAAUCUUAUUUUAUUAAACGCUUUAUUUUAGAGUAAGAAAAUGUGAAGCAUGUAAUUCAAUUAUAGGCUUGGAUAUCCGAGGUACUGGCAUAAUAAUCUGAAAACUGCUUCUGAAAACAAUUGUUUCAGUAUUUUUUAAUAAUGCUGCACAGAGACAAGUUCAGUUAUUUUUGAUAAUGAAAGUACAACUUUCGUUCCUGAUGAGCGAGUUGCUAUCUCUUAGAGUUAAUAUUAAAAAUAAAACCUAGUAUUUUUGAGCUAGGUUACAUACCUAAUGAUAUUUUGUCUUGAAAUAGUCAACACUUUAGGAAAGGUUAAAAGUGUUUGAUCCAUUUUGCAUGGGGAUAUAUUUCUCUUUUUGUACUCAAAGUGGUGAAACUAACCCCAUCUUUCAGUGACAUGUAACUUAUAGUUUUUCCCAGCUUCCUGAGCAUUAAUGCCACUUUGGCUGAAGAACUCCUAAGGUUUUUUGCUUCUAACUUGCUUUCUACUUGUGCCUUGUUUAGGAUUUAAUAUGUUGCAAGUUUGAUUAAAAGUAAGAUGAACUGUUAAGUGUAUGCUUUUAAGUUUCUCACUUGUUUCUAAUGGCAAAAUAGAGGAAAUAGUAACAUCUUGCUAACCUAGACUUGCACCUGGAAUGUGAGCAGCCCAUUUUUGGUGUGCUGUAAACAUUCUGUAUACUUAAGGUAAAAAUGCAUUCACUCUGAAUUGCUCUCUAUUAGUGUUUAUUCCAACACACACGCCUGUGCACACACAUUUUUUGGCAUUUUUUUUUCCCCAAACUGCUGCCAUGGUGAGCUCUACUGAAAUACUUAGUAGCUGCAUAUUGGAGUGCAGCCUAUGUCAAAGUCGUCGUUCCUUGGAAGAUUUAUCUGCCUGCAUAGCAAGCACUCAUUGUUCUAUGAAUUGCUACAAUUAGUAUUCUAUGUUUCUGUUUUGGAAAGAACAAAUCCUGUUUUAUUAAAACUAAGACUUUGGAAAAAUCUGUCUCUUUAAUUAUAUUUGGGUUUCAUUACUUUAGAUGAAUGCCAUACAAAUUAUCUCCUGUGUCCAAUUUCUGAGAAUAGACCACUUGGGCUCCCCAAAAAGCAAUUCUGUCUUUGAACUGAUUUACAGUUUCUUAUGUGCAGAAACAUCUACCAAUGAGCUUCCUGAUGUGAUUAGCUACACUGCUGAGCACAGCUCAGCUUUUCCAGAAAUUAGUAGCAUAAAUAGACUGUAUUGCUGUAUCUAGCUUCUCGAUCUACAUGGGGCAAAAAACUAUUUGGGUAGUGUAUUGACAGAAGACUUAGUUGACUUCCAGUGCACCUGGCAAAUUGAUUCCCCUCCUCAGCUUUCAAAAAUCAAAAGUGUUCUUAUGUUCAUAAUUUUACAUGAAUUAGUGUGACAGUGUUAGGACAGAUUCUGACUGACAGUAGCACAGAAGUCUUGAUCAGCUGUGUGCUUUGACACUGUUGUUGUGGGGAAACAAAGAAGAAUGUAUUUCAUCUUACACACUGUUUCUGGGUUGAGUUAGAAACUCAGGAUUCCAUUUGAAAGUUAUUUCCAAAGAUUGAAGUCUGCUUUAUAAAGCAGACUUGCAGUGAAGCCAAAUUUUCAAAUUAGUCCAACCAAUGCAAAAAUCUGUUCUUUUCUACAGCUUUUCAACUGUAGGAAAGCUGGUAUUACUGUUCCUUAUUUACUCAUUUCAAUGCCAGAUACUUCCAAGUUCACUUUAUUUGGCACUAAAGUAAAAACCAUCCACAGGACACUAAAUGCUGACUUUGACUUGUAUGUGUUGUAGAAAUGGUCAAAGUGUGCCUUGCUGGCUUGCAAAGUUUUCCAAUCACUUUCUUAGAGUGCUGUUUGAAAUGUUUGUACCUUUAAUUUCUUUUUUACUCCUCUGCAGAAGAAGUUGCUUUGAGAACUGCCUGUUAAAUUGGAAAUGACUUUACUUGCCUUAAGUUAUAAAUAGCAGCAAGAAGGAAGGGGAUUCUCCUGCUGCCAACCCCCAUUCAUGGCUUGCUAUUUUGAUUCAAACCAUGUCUUACAGUGCACUUUGACUUCCAGCCUUCAACAUGCUGCAACAUGUUGUAUUGCAAAAACUAUGUACUUGAGGUCAUGAGCAGGUAAAGUUGCUGCAAUGAAAGUGUGUUCUUUUUUUUUUUAUUGGGAGCUAGUAGAAUUGGAGAUACCACAACAUUUAUUGAAACAAUGCCCAUUUGAUAUUCAGUGCCAUAUACUAUUUUGUUUGCUUUGUGCGUUGAUCUAGGCUAUGGUGAAUCAUUCGUUAAGAAGCUGUAAUAUUGAAACACUACUGUGCCUGAAAUGUGAAGAAAAUAAAUCUUGUGUAUAUGAUAGCCUGAAAGGACAACACUUUUUCUUUGUCUGGCUUUCUCUUAUGGGACUGUGGUUCUUGUACUGUAGCUGUUAUGGAAGCUAAGCACUUGAAAUAAAUGAUAAAAUAACUUUGUAAUGUUUUGGUGUGUGUUCUUUCUUUAAGACAACAUAUUUAAACCUCUUUUAAAAAAAUGUCAUGAAGCCUUAGUAAAAAUAUGCCCUUAUUAUAUAGUGUAACUAAAUAUUAAUAGUGCUAAUUGUUCUCAACCAUUUCAUUACAUAUAUUGUGUGGCUGACUAGCUGAUCAAUUACCUUACUAAAAUACAUCUUUGGCCAAAUGUUCGGUUGGUACUGGCGUUCAGUUUACACCUCACCUUCAAGUCUGCUUCUAUCUCAAACUUUGCAAUGCAGUAAGUGCUGGUGUGUUGGGAGGGAGCAGCUGAUUAAUUAAAAUGUGAUAGCCUGGUUGAUACUUCAUCUUGACAGUAAUGCCACUGGGACACUCUCUUCUUAAGUCACAGAUAUCUAGUGGAUUGUAUAAAACCCACCCAACUCCUGUAACACAGUGUAAAAUGCUCCGUAUCUAUUAAGUAUGUGAUAGACCAGAAUUAGUGGUAUUAUUUUGUUUAUCACCGUGAUUUAGUUUUGAAGGGAAAAUGAAGUUAAGCGUGACUUGUGACUUAAUUGAAGGGCUAAUUAAAUUGAUUUGACAUUGGUGUUAGUUUUAUGCUACUUCCCAAAUCAAGACAGCAAAACUGUGGGGAAAGGUAGAAUUAGUAUGAAAAAGCUGCAGAUAGACUCACAUCAAUCCUCUUCCAUCCUUUUCCUCCUGUUGGACGAACUGAAACCAGAUUUGUCUGGUUCAGCCUCUCCGUGACUGACACAAGUGAGUUAUGAGUGGUGAUUGUUUCUUCACAGCAUGUCUCUAGCUUAUGUUCCCUUCUACCCAUUUGUUCAUUGUAUUGUAAUUCUCUUUUAGAGACUCAGCAUUUUAUAACUUAACAGCUUUGGAUUUUUGUGAUGUUUGUAAUUUAAUUCCAAAUACUGGAGCUAAGACUGCAGAAAGAGUUAAUGAUGAACCAGUCUUUCAGAUGUGGCUUUUUGGUUAGAAACCAGAAACCACACAACACUUAAUAGCUUUAGCUUUCAAUAUCUACGUGGGCAUGAUUUUGUAACUUGCUAGGCAACAUGCUGUUGAAAUCCUGCUAAUGCUUUAGUGAACUUGAUAUCAGCUGAAUUGGAAGUGACUGAAACCCAAAAGAAUGGUUUUGUUGUUGGCUGUUCUGUUCCAGAAUAACUUGUGUCAGUUCUGGUGCCGGUGUCCACAGUUGUGUAAUGCAUCUGCAAUAUGGUCAUUGCAGUUUGAAGAACUUAAGCUUCUUUGUGUAUCAGCCAUUGGCUUGAAGACUGAAUAAUUUAUCUGGAUGGGAAACCCUUGUUUCAUAAUUGACAGUAUAAUAGGAAAACCUUAAGUAGUUCAGGUGGCUUGAGAAGUCCAUUUCUCUGUUUUCCCUACCUUAAGGUUAGAGGAGAUACAUUUAGAAUUUCCCCUUGUGUGUGUGCACAUAUAUCUGGUCUCUAAUAACCAGCUGCUGGAUCCUCUAACUGCUGUUACACUGAAGUUGUAGGCUGCAACUGUAGAAUUCCCUGUGUGAAAGAGCCAGGUUAGUUUGACAGACUGGAUCUGCUUGCUCCUCCUGAUUCUUCUCUGGACUUUACCAGGCUCCCCAGAUGACAUCAGGAUGGUUAGUGUAGUACUGUAAAUCAAGUUCGGCACUUAUUUGUUAGCUAUGGAAUUGUCUUAGUUCACAAAAGUGAAAUAAACACAAAAUAUCUGUUUCUUGAGUGUGUGAAUGAAGGUGGAAACACUGUACGGUUCUCAGCUAUGUAACAGGAGAAGUUUGUGUCUUGGUUUUUGGUUUCUGUGUUGUAAAGGCAAAAAUGUAAAAAAUUAAAAGCCAGCGGUGUUGUGUAAUGAGAAGGAAGAAGUUGCUCUUCCAUAAGUUCCCUCAUAAGUGGAGGUUUAUGUUUUCCUCCUUGCAUGUGCUUGUAUUCCUACCUACCAUGGGUGAGGUAUGAACCACAGUGCAGAAGGCUUCCGUGGUAGGAAUGCAAUGAGAAAAGAGGUUGCUCAGACUUCCCUGUCUGAGAGGAGAGGAAACAAUGUGAGAAAGGGACCUGCAGAGUGGGAGGUGAAUGGAGCUGUUAAAUGAGAAGUUAAAGCACUGACAAGAGACUUCUGAGGCAAGGUGAUGUUAUCUAAAUGAUGAGCAAGUAUCAUGGUGGCAUAUGUCAGACCAGCUUUUAUAUCCCCUAGUAAAGCUACGUAAUCAGCAGAGUCAUCUCUUCGGAAAUGUUUGAUAUUUUUGGUUAGAGCUGUUGAUUGGCUGGAUCCCAGUAUCAAGCAGUGCCAGAUAGCAGUGUUAGUAAUUAGUCCAGGGUUUUGAUGCACAGGUCACUGGUGGAAGAUGAGGUCCAAUGUCUUUUUCACCUGAGUUGUCACCUCCAGUUUAAAUGCUUGGAAUAUGGGCAAAAGCAGACAAAUGGGAUGAAUUUGAUAUAAAUUUCUUGUACUUAUGCCCUUUUUUUAUUAAACUUAAAUGCCUGAAAUAUUAAAUGUGGGGUUGUUUUGGUUGAAUAGCUGUCUUUGUUUUCAAAAAGUGUUACAGAAAUUUGAAUCACCCAUAUGGAUUUCAACAGAAAGUUUGUCAGACACUGAAAAUUAUCUUUCAAUGUUAAAUUCUCCUCACUUUUUUCUGUUGCCAUGGACAGAGUGAAUUUACAUAGAUGGUUCCUAUUAAGCCAAGACUGUUAUUUUAGCUUGCUACUUCCCAACUCUGUUAUUUGCUGAAUGAAAUUAAUCUGUUGUCUCUUCUUUUCACUGUUCUCCUACGCCAAUUGUUGCUCUCUUCCAUGAGAUCUUAUCUUUUCAUCUUUCCAAGAAAAGGUUAUGGAUUUUAAAGAUAUGUAAAUGAAGGGGAGAAUGUUUUCCCUGUGUUGGCUAUGCACAAGAAUCUAGGCAUGUUUUUUGGUUGAAGAACAAGUAUCUUCAAAGAUAAUGAGUGUGGAGCGUGGGGAUUUUGCAGCUGUCUGUUUUGAGUCACCGAAUUACAGUUUAGGUUAAAUUCUGCAAGCUGGACAGCAAAGCAGCUGUUCCUGCUUCACACAGCUACAAUUCCAUUUGCUACAUGUUCCUGCCUUCUUGUAAGUGGUUUUUGAAAUCAUAGAGCUGAGUUUAAGAUAAGGCGUAAUUCAAAACAGCAGAAUUGAAUAAGUGGUAGUGCUGCAGGUGGUAUUAGCUCAGCAUGAUGGCAUGGCUUUUGCAGUUCUGAGUGCAAUUAUUAAUUAAAGAGAUGAACUGCUGGGUUGGUCACCUUGUUGCUGUUCUCAUCUCUGGUAAUCUCUGCCCUACUUUCAGUUUAUUUCUACUGACAUAUUCAUUUGAAGAAAGGGUAAUAAUAAAUGUGAAUGUAAAAUAGCUUGAUGAAGAAACCCUGAACCCAUAUAUCUUGUGUGAGAAAAAUUAGAAAAGGUCAGAAGUCAUUGUUUCCUCUUCUGUGAAAUAUGUUUGCAUGUGAUACUUCUGUUAAAAUUGAGGCUGUUGGUUCUUCAGACUGUGUGUUUAGAAAUGUCACUUGCAAGUGUUUAGGACAUAGAGCUGGUAUUCAUGGAACAGAUCACUUCUUGUCACUUGGAAUAAUGUAUCGACAUGCCUUUCAUACUUCAGGAUAGUGUGCUUGAUUCAGAUUUGAAGUAUAAUCUUUUUCAAUUAUACUUUUAUUAUACUUUUAAAAUUAUACAAUUAUACUUUUUGCAGAACAAUAAAUUCUUUAAGGAAUUUUGAAGUGGUCAGAGAAAACAAUACUAAAUCUUUUUAUAUCUUGCAGUAUAAUUGAAAUAACAUCAAAACAAAACAACAAAACAAACCAGAAGACAAUGCAACAUUUUAGGUAUUCCUGCUCUUCUGAUUCUUUGCACUGCAGUGAAAAUUGCUGGUCUCAAUAUGAUUAUUAAUAACAAAUGUAGAAUCAUGGAAUAGUUUUGGUUGGAAUGGACCUUUAAAGAUCAUCUAGUCCAGCCCCACUGCUGUGGGCAGAGACAUUUUUCACUAGAUCAGGUUGCUCAAAGCCCUGUCCAGCUUUCAGAGGUGGGGCAUCCACAACUGCUCUGGGUGAGCUGUUUCAAUGUCUCACCACCCUCAUCGUAAAGAAAAAAAAAAUUCCUUAUGUCCAGUCUAAACUUAGACCCUUUAAGUCUAAAGCAGUCAUGCCUUGUCCUGUCAUUACAGGCCUUGAUAAAAAGUCUGUCUUUUCUUGUAAGUUCCCUUUAAGUAUUGGAAGGCUACACAAACACGUUCCCAGAGCCUUCUCUUCUCCAGGCUGAACAACCCUCUCAGCCUUUCUUCAUAAGAGACAUGGUUCCAGCUCUCCAGCCAUUUUCAUGGCCCUCCUCUGGACCCACUCGUAACAGGUCUAUGUCUGUCUUGUACUGUAGACCCCAGCAAGACCCCUCAUGAGAGCAGAGGGUGAGGAUGACCUCUCUCAGCCUGCACAAUUGGCCUUCUGGGCUGCAAGACAACCUGAUCUGAUAGUCAAGAUGACUGGAAGUAUCUGUUAUAUGCUGUUAUUAAUAGUGCAUACAUUUGUGGUAUAUUCAGUUCUUUCUUAAGGUGGAGAACUGGUAAUGUAUUAACUCCAGCUUAAACAGCUCCUUGACAAAUUCAUAUCUUGGCAAUGUAAAGUCACUAGCAGCUGAAGACCUUAUUCUGUUGCAUUCCAGCUUGCUUGCUUGUCAAGUGUGUGGGUAGGCUUUCUUUCUGUAUUUAUAACUUGUAAACAAAGCCUCUAUUUAUUCCAAAUCAAUGGCAGCUAAACAAGGGCUGCAAUAUCUCUGGCCUUUAUUAAGAGUAAAGUCUUAAAUGAGAACUGGGAGGAGGGCAAAGCUAGCUAUCAUUCCAGAGCAAUGUAAUGUGCAAAAAUUACUGGUUAUGUUGUAAACCAAGUUGUUUGUUUCCUUGUAUUUGUGAAGGCCUGUGCUGUUUAACUGUACCAUGCAGUACAAACAUAUUCACAAGGAGAUCUGACAUCAGUAGCAUCUGUAGAACAAAUGUAGAAAGUAGAGGUGACCCCCCCCAUCCAACCUGAUGUUAAUAAAACACACUAUUCCGUUCCAUGUGUCUUGUAGUCUCCUAAAAGCAUUGCAAUGAAGUAUCUGAAAUCUUUAUAUUAAUUAAUAAAUGUUAUCCCUCUCUUCCCAUUAGCUACAUAAGGUAAGUGGUUUGUGCUGAAAUGGGUGAAAUGAGUGGAUUUUGGGAGUAAGUAAGCAUGAUAAUUUGCUUUAAAAAGGUGUUAAUCUUUUGCUAUCUUCCUUUGACAAAAGUUACUAUAAAUGCUAUUAUUUGAAUAUAAACUGAACACAGAUUGUAUUGUUGUAGAGGUUGUGAAAAUGAAACCUGUUUAUCAGGCAGAUUUGUAUAAAUCAUGUUAUACAUAAUUAAGUGGAAUACUAACUGGUCAUUUCAUUUCUAACCUUGCGCAAAUGCAGCAUUGCUUGACUAGAGCUGGCAUCAUUCAUCUCAUUUUCCAUGUGGGUUAUUAGUCUUACUGCAGUAGGCCUGUGGGAAGGAAGCAGUUAUUUGAGCAGAGUUUGGUUUACGCAGUUCAGCUUCUUGUGUGAUUGUUUUAAGUUGUAGCAUGCAAUUAAAUACUGUAAUGGACAAUUUAAAUCUAAUGUGUUUCCUGAUAUUUGUUUACAUCUCUCCUAAAAAUUGAGCAAGUAAGAGUUGAAGGACAGAGCGGAUAGAUUUGAAGAGGGGGGAAAAAAAACUCACAUGGGAGCAAAUUUUUUUGGUGGGAGAUGAAUUUCCUUAACUAUCCUUGUGUCUUGUGUAAAUUUGUGGGCCUUUUGAAGCAAUAACAUGACUUUCUGAAUCAGUGUUUUGCUUGUUUUCUUUAUUAUUUUAUUUUUUUUUCUUCUUCUGACUUUUUCCAGUAAAGAUGGGUAAAGGACAGGAUCCUUUGCCUACACAAAGGAAAAUCUAUUUUCAGAGUAAGAAAAGGUAGCUCUUUCGAAUAUUUGAAGGUUGUAUCAUACACGUUUUGUUAUUUUGGCCAAUUUGAAUGAGAGAAUAAAAAACAGUUCUCAAAUGUCACAUUUUAUGGUAAGCUUGCUUUCUCUAGGUUGCUGACCUGUGCUGAGUUGUAUGUGCCUUGUAAAAAUGAUGAUUAUUCUUGUCACAAGGUACUAAACAUAGUAAACUGUCUGAGAAGUGAACAAAAUUAUUUUUCUGUAACCCUCUGUGAAACCAUCCAGAUGGCGGUCUGCUGCUGCUCUGAGUGUAACUCUGAGAAUCUCUGUGCUUUUCACUUUCAUCACACUUAGAGGCAGCAGAGGGGAGGAGAAGGUGGGAAGAGUAGACUUCAGGCACCUGUUUGGAGUGCUAAGGCAAAUGAAAGGACAUUGUUACCCCACAGUUUCUACAUAAAUGAUUUUGAUGGAAGUAAUUUUCAAAUACCAUUGGGUAUUGAGGCAUUGACUGAGCUGUUUAUCUUUGCCAAGUUCACAUGAUAAGCAUAAGGGAAAGCAGAUAUGAAGCAAGCAAACAACCCUGUGUUUAUUUUAAUGGCUUUCUUCAAGUCAUAGCCAAAUCAAUGUGAAAAGCAUGGUGUCAUUUUGUACAAGUUAUAUUAUGUGCUGUACAGCUAAAUUAUUUGUUGAGAAAAAUGAGUAGAGUAAUGGCAGUUGGAUGUCUAGAACUAAAGAAGGAUAUGAAGUGAAGCUGCAAGAACUGAAUUAGAACUGCAAGAGUGUUUGAAACCUACUGAUCUCUGUUGUUAAGAGAACACAUAGAAGCAAUAACUAGCCUUGCAUUUUAUUCUGCGGACACGGCCCAUGGGAGUGUAAAGGAUUUGUGUCACGUUAACAUAGCUUUAUUGCUAUGUUUGGAGUUUGAGUUCUCACAGUUAUGCUGCAGAGGAAGAUUAUUAUUCAAGUAUCUGCCUCAGGGUAUUCUGCAUUUGAAGAGUUUGUUCUCUGAAUCUUUGAGACCUUAUUGACACUUUCCAGUAUUUAGAAAGGGCCUGUAAGAAAGAUGGGGACAGACUUUUCAGCAGGGUCUGUUGUGAUAGGACACAAGGGGUGAUGGUUUUAAACUAAAAGAGAGGAGAUUCAGGCUAGACAUGAGGAAGAAUUUUUUUACAAUGAGGGUGGUAAAACACUGGAACAGGUUGUCCAGAGAGGUGAUAGAUGCCCCAUCCCUGGAGACAUUCAAGACCAGGCUGGAUGGGACUCUGAGCAACCUGACCUCAUUGAAGAUAUCCCUGCUCACUGCAGGGGCGGUGGACUAGGUGAGCUUUAAAGGUCUCUUCCAACCCAAACUAUUCUAUGACUUUUGUGAGUUUCACUUGAUAUCUGCUUCAGAAGAGCUGAUGCUUCUGAAGAGUAUUUCAUUGCCUGGACUCAUACAGGACUCUGCCAGGGAAGUUGGCUCACUAUUUUAAGAUUUAUCUUGGUGGACUACUGUAUAUGCUGAUGGUAUCAUUAUGGUAUCAAUUACAACUUGGCUUUCUGAUUUGGGCAAGGUUAGAAAUGAAAUGACCUGUUAGUUAAUUGUGUAUGGCAUACUUGGUACAAUCAAGUGAUACUGCUGCAGGGUUUUGCAACUGGUGUUGCACACCAGAAUUCAGCUCUAAAUUUGUUGAUGCAGUUAAAGUUCUAAGCACUUGGAUUUUACCUCAGUUGAUACACAUUUAUGAGUGGAAUUUUCUACCUAAUUUAGCUUUCAUGUAGCAUUUUUUGAAGUGCCUGAUAAGUGUUGAAUAACUUGGAUAACUAUAAUUACUGUGCAACAUACUUCAUACAUCAGGCCAUACAAAUACAGAUUGACUUCUGUUGAAAUUAUUUGGAAACAUUGAGUGUACUAAUUAAAUUUUGUUAAUGAGAAGUUAAUUAUGCACUAUUUUCUGUACUUGAGGGCCAGUUUUGUGUAAAAGGUAAUAGAAUUACUUUUUUUUAAUUUCUGUUUCAUACACAUACACUUUUAGUACAAGCCUUGGGUCAAUAAAAGAAAUAAGUCAACCAGUACUGAUCAGUGCUGUGACACAUUACCUUAACACACCUAAUCUGCUACAGGCUAAGAAGAUAAUGUGCAAGUGCUGUACACGCAGUGUCAUUAUUGCCAGUACCCAUUGUGCUUAGAAGUGCAUAUUAAUAAGCCUGAAUUCCCUGGAUAACAGCAUGCCAAGUGCACUUGAAAUGUGUUUGUGCAUGUAUCUAGGGAUGUAAAGUCUUUUGUAGUUUACUUGGUAUGUGCUCAGCAGCUCUUUUGUUAUUCUUGAAUGCCACAGAAGAAGGCUUGAAAUGACAGCAGAAAAUCUAACUAAAGCAUCUCUUACAUCUUGCCAUUGUCUUUAAAGUCCCCAUACAGCCCAGAACCUAUUCCAGUCCACUUUAUCGUAUUGUGUUCUGGCAAUGCUGACCAUGCUGGUUGGCCAUGAGAUUGCAUUUGAUUGUCCUAGAAACUCUUGGACCCACAUGGAAGUCAAAUGAAUUACACUGAUAGAAAGUGGUUGUCUGACAUGAAGGCAAGAGGAAUAUUUUUGCUUUGGGUUGUUGAGAUUAAUAAAGUACUACAGUUGCAGGGUUUUUUCAGUGUUCAGCAGUAGAAGGAAGCAACUCAACUUCAUCUCUUUCUUUUUUGCAUAGCUAUUCUGUUGCAACCAAGGCCACUGCUUCAGGUACCAUGCAUAAAUUGUGGGUUUUGUGGAUUAGUGCGUCUUAUAUGAAACUGCAGGGGAUUGUAGAGUGCUAGGCCCACUAGUAAAGUAUAACUAUAUUGACAGAGCAUCAGCUAUCUUUUGAGACAAGAGUCAUUUAGGGUCAUCAGGUUUAGAACCAGUAACAACCAUCAGCUGUUUCUUUUUUUUUUGUUUGUUUGUUUGUUAUUGAGGAAAACAGGAACAGAUCAGAAUGUUUCUAUAAAUUAUCAGUCUGUGAAGAUCUGUGAUACAUAAUUAAGUAGCUGAAUUGCAUGUAAAUGGGAUGAGUUUUGUGUUAUCCAUCUGUACUUUGUUGAGAUGAAUCUAAUUAUUUUUGAGUGACUAGCCUAUCGAUAUUCGGUACCUUGGUAGUAUUUUCUUGCUGUGACUAUGUAACCAUUUGAAAGUUGGGUCUGAGCAGUAGUUUUUACUUAACGUUGCGAGAACUUUGACAUGCACAAACUGGGCCAUCUUUAAAUUCAACCCAGCUGUUGUAGAAAAUAAUCUGAAUAUUCUUUCAAUGCUACCUACAGCCUGCUGCUAACAUCUAAGUGCAGAAAGACUACAAGUCCUUACUGUUCCCUGAUCUGUGGUGUGCACUACAUAUGCAGGAGAAGGCAUCUUUGGAUGUUCAUUGUGGAAUUUUGUAGCAUAAUACUACCUUCUGUAUCUUAAAAAUACAGAUAUCAUAACUUCUCAUUUCGAUAACAACCAGUCUUGUAAGAAUUCUGCAAGAAUGCAGUGAGUUCAUCCAAUGCUACAACGGUGAUGGCCGUCUGUGUUCUCCAACAUUCUCCUUAUGUGGAUUGCUGGAGUUGUACAGUUGCAGUGCUGAGACCUCAAAAUUCAACAUGGCAUUUGAUGCUCUGAUACUAUUUCACUAGUAUCUCUGACAAGUCAGCAGUAUUUAACUAGACUGUAGAUAAAGAUAGUGACAAACUCAAAUAGCAUGGUUUCAAAUUCUGUUCUUAAUGUUUAGAGUUCAAACUGACCAAAUUUGUGAGCUCAAUGUAACAGAAAAGUUCCUCAGAGGUGUUACUGUAUCUUCUGUUGAUAAUGGAAAUGACAGCUGUUCUUUCUGUAAGCAUUGGGGGGGCGGGCAAAGCUAGACUAACUGCAGGGUUGGACUGGAAAGUCUUUGGAGCAUUGAACACUUACAGCAGGUUUUUCAAGUAUGCCUACUGCUGUCAGUCUGAGCAAAUCACCUGCAAGGCAGAUGUUUAAGAUUGACUAUUGGCAGUCUAGAAGAUUCUGCUGGUGUAGAGAAGCCAGUAAUUUGUGCUGCUAGCUGUCAAAUAUAUUAGGGGCGGGAAACCUAAUUAGUUCAUCACUUGACAUUUUCUCUUAAAGUAAAUGUGAAGCCAUGAAUUUCAGUCCUGAAAGUUGACAGUAAUGUAUUUCCUGUGCUUGGAAUAAUUUUCUUCUUUGUGACAUGGAGGUGUAAAGUUUAUUUUGCAUUGCUAAAAGGGAUAUCUCAGGGUGGCAUACUCUGUUAAAGUUCUUUAAGAAGUUGCACUGAAAUUUUUUUUACUUGUUAUUAGCAGGCCAGUCUGAAAGGCAACUUAAAAAUCAAGCAGGAGCAGAAAUGUGUUUUAGUUGGAACCAAUGAUGUAUAUGAAUGAAUGUGUGGGCUGAUGGGGGCAAGGGUUUGGGGAAAACUAUGCUGCGACUCAGUUUGAGUGGUUAUCUUUUAUUCUGUGUGGCUGUGCGAAGGAGAUGCAACACUGACUGCUGCUGGGACGUUUCAUGGUGACCUUUGUCUGCACCAUUAAAAUGCUGUGAAUGAAAGCAUGGUGAGAAUGGAGAUAUUCUCUACAAUUCUUCUGGCUGUUUGGGAGGAGUUUGUCAGUUGAAGGAUGUAAAAAGUUAAGCUUCCUUUUGAGCCACUUCUGUAUGUGGUGAUCUAGGCAUUCCAGUCUGUCUUAGACUGUGCUCCAUGCCACAGCUCCUCUCCUCCUCUGUUAUAUUAACAGAACGGAUACACGGUUCAUCUUUGGAAUACUAGGAUGGUACAGAUUUGUAGUGUCAAAGAUAUCUUCAGGACAUUUAAUUUGUUAUUCUUCCAGAACAGAAACUAAGUAAGUGACGAUGCUUGAGGAGGGAGCUACUUCUGCUGAUCUGUACAGUCAGCCCAGUUGCAAAGAAGGAUUUAGAGCACUGGCUCAGUAUUUGCAUGAGCUGAUUAUAGAGGUAGGAGAUGAUUCAGUCUGUCUUAUACAUUUAAAUAAAUAAAAGAUACAAAAUGUGUUCAUUGAUGCAUGAGGAGAUAAUGCUAAAUGUCAAAUCAAUCAGCUGUAAGUUGAUCUCUAGUGUUACUCUAGUAGACAAAUUGUAAGCAGGUAUUUAUUGGCAUAUGAGAGUCAAUUUUUUAGAAUUAGUUUAGUCUUUCCCUGUACCAUUUUGUAUUUGUGUUUCUAAUCCAUGCAACAGAUAAAUUUGUAGAAGAUGAAAUAAAGUGAAGUUGCUGUCUGGUGUCACCAGGCAUAUGAUGGUUCCAGUAAAGGCUAAAAGUAAGAUAGUUACUUAAGAACAGAUUACCAUGCAGGUUUGUUUUGAAUCCCUGGUUAUUUCUGGCAUGUCUUCAGUUUUCUUCGAUAAAACUAUCAUUGCCCUUAUUUGUAAAAUCUUAACAUGAAAUGGCUUUAAAUUCAUCUGUCCAUGUCUAUGAAGUACCUACUUCUUCUGAGCCUCAAAACUGAAGAAAAGCUAUUAAUACACUUCAGAUUUUUUAAUCAAAGGGAAAAAGCUAAUAUUUUACAUUAUUUUCAUAGGUUUUGUAGAUUGCCCUGAGUAGUUGUAGACUAGUGGACUUGAUACCCUUCUGUGUUGGAGGGAAAGCAGGCAAGUACUUGUGCUGUGAAUAACUGAUGUCUUUUGAAAGUCCAGUUUUAAUGCAUAGAUGAGCAACAGUGUAAAGUGACUGGUAAUGGCUGCUGUAGUUUCAAGACCAACAAAUGACUUAGUUUCCAAGAUUUUUUUUUUAAUACCAUGACUGAGUUUUAGAAAUUCAUAUAAAUUCAUAUUGGAGGAAACUGAAAGAUUGUAAGAAAUUGAACAGACUAAAACAAAGAUAAAUAGGUGUUCCUUGGUGUUUUCUGGCAGUGGGGGAAAAACUCCUCAGAAUAAGCCUUGCAAUACCUGUCCUGAAGUUAAAGCUAAGACAUUGUUUUGAUUCUAUUAAACAAACAAACAAAACCAGGACACAGUUAAAUCAGGUAUUAAAAGGCAUGUAUUUUAACUAAACUGUACACACUGGUUCCCUUUCUCCGAACCUCUUAGUUCUUCAUAUACUUUUAUGUAAGAGGGCCUGACACUUCCUUUCUAUCUGUCCAAAUUUUAAGAGUUCCUAUUACUGUUAUUGACUUAUUCCAGAGUUUCCUACCUCUGUGUGGUUUUUUUUGCCUUAGGUUUCUCUGUGCAAUGUUCUCAAAGAUAAACCAUUUUAUGUGGCCUUGAAAUUGAUCUAGGACUUUUGUAAGACUUGUCAGUCAGAACAUAGGGUUUAUCAGUCAUCUUAAUUGUUAUUAUGGCAAUUUCUGGAUAAUUUUCUGAUGCUUUCUUAGUUAUGUUAGGUAUUUUCAGCUUCUUUAUCUUUUGUUUUUUUGAGUUUUACUUUUUCCUUUUGUCUUGACAAGUGUUGUCUAUCGAGUAUUGUACGUAUUAUAACAAAUGUUCUUUUCACUCUUGUGUGUUACCUGAAAUGACUUGUGGCUGGCUAGUCAUGCUAUGUGGAGCUUCAGCUUAUGCAUAGCACUUGCAAAGUCUUUUAUUGGAGGAGGAGGAUGUCACAGGAGUUUAGGGUCUGAAGGAAUGAAAAUUACUAGGACAGUAGGACAACCUGGUUUGGAAGGGCUUUUCUCCACUAAUAAGGAGAGCAGUUAAUCUCUUCCCAUUGUCAAUUUGAGGAAUCAGUACAGAUACAUUUGAGAGCUCAAAAAUGUGGCAAACAAGAUGUCUAAGUCCUCCCAGGUAAUGUUUAAGUUUUAUAUCUCUAGUUGGCUUAAUCUUGUCCACAUGAACUUUCCAUUAGGACUUGCAUGUUUACGCUUAACAGUUCUCAUGAACGAACACAUGCAUUGCUUUUAAGACUUAAAUAGUAGUGUAAUCUGAGAUGAGAGCUGUAGUGCAAGAGCUAAAUAUAUCCUUACAGCAUAGCGCAGAAGUCCAGCAUUCAGAAAUUAUUUUUUGCAAAUAAGGAGGACUUUGAUACUUUUAUAGCACUUGUUAUAAAUAACAAACAGUUAUUUUUCACAUGGUAGUGUAAUUUAAUUUGAACUUAUAUGGUUCUGGAGAUACUGUUAAGCACAAAGUAUAGUGAAGUUAAUGUGAAACAAAUCAAUUUAGGAUAAAUGGUAAUGCUCAGUUUAUGGGGGCUAUGCAAAUGCUUAAGUAGUACAGUGUCAGAGUUGGAGCAGUUGUAGGUGGCUGAUACAUGUGUCAUGUAGUGCCACAAGAUGCACAAAAUGAAAAAAGAACUUAGUUCCACUUGAUGGCAGAAAUGGUUGAAAUUGUAUUGAAGCUUCCAUAGUGGAAUGUGUUAAUUGAAUGUUAAUGGGGAAAUGUGUUGUCAGUGUGGAUUUCUGUAUAAUUUUUGCAUAAAGUGUUACAUGCUAAUUGAGCAGUUCACUUUCAUCUAGUUGUAAGAAAUGUGAAACGGGAAAAAACAAUCUCUUAAGAAACCCUGAGCGGUUGUAAUUGAAUUUAAUGCAUUUUAUAAUACUUAGCACUGAAAUGGAAGGAACACAGGUGUUUGGCCUCUGCUUUUUGAAGUUUUAACUAUUAUCUUGCUACAGUUGAACUGUUGUAUUCCAGAAGUAAUAAAAUUGCCUUAGGCAGCUGGAUUACGAUUGGAUUUUAAACUGUGUCGAUUUCAAAGUAGGAUUCUCCUGACUCUGAGCAUGCUACUUGUUGUACUGAAGAGAGAUGCACAGCUAGAAUACAAGAGACAGCUUUGCAAACUGCUUUUUACAGAUGAAGCAGUAGGUAACUCUAUUGUGCCACUUGUCCAGAAUUAUAUUCUUCAAUUUCUACUUUUUUGUAGGAAGUCCACAGGAGUCUGAGGCCUGGGAUGACUUGUGUAACACAGCAGUUUCUGCAAUGCACAAUUGAAUAUUAAAAGGUGUAAAAACACAGGUGCCUUUUGAUCCUAAACUUUGUUUAAGUACAAAAGCUUUCUUGAGUGUGGAGGAGUUAUUUUUAAAGAUUGUGUGGAGGGUUUAUGUAGAAACUGGUUUUCAGGUGCUUUUGAAAAAGCUAGCUGAAAUAGUGGCCCAGUGUAGUGGUAAGAGAUGAACACAAACGUGAGCCUUAUGGAAUCCACUGAGGGUUACUUAGGAGGGACUGACUUUUCUGACCUCAAACACAUGGUGCUCAGCCUGUAACUGGGCAAAUCAAACCAUGCUGGAGUCAGAAGUGAUUGAACUGUGGCUUUAAACAAUCUAGCUGUCAAGUUACCUGUUUACUGAAUCUGAAAAUAUGCUAAUGAAACAUUGCAUAGUAUAAUAAAAGGUACAAAAAGUAUUAGUCUUUGAUAGAACAUGCCAGUUUGUGGGUUUCCCCCCACCCCUGCAUGAAAACAUUGAUUGACCCAAAUAAUUUCCACUUUAAGUAGCAAAUGCAGCUAACAGUGCAGAGCUGCUGUCUGAUAGGGUGGGAGCAGAGUUUUGAUGUCCCUUCUUUGCACACUGGGUGCCAAACUAAAUGAGAUGAUUUACCAGUUAACUAUCUGAGCAUGCACACAAACUGCCACACCUCAUGUGGUACAUCCAGGCUUAACCAGUUAAGUGAAGAGCACUGUAUCUUCUGUUUCAAAAUACCCUAUUUUCUCAGGGGUAGUUUUGUAAGGAGGAAAAAAGUUUCUCCACAGUUUUGUUUAAGAAAAAGAAACAAAAAAAAGAACCCCAGAAACAGCAAAAAAGCUGUUUGCAAACAAUUUUUUGAUAGAAGACUUCUUAGGUUAGCCUUUAAUCUAACUUCAUAGGUUGCUAAGAGAGAACUUUGAGAGAAAUAUAGUUGUUUAGGAAAAGAAAUUAAGUUUAUGGUUAUCUUUAGCAGAUAUCAAAUAGCACAGUAAGUGAUUAUCUUGCAAUUGCUACUUUUGCUGUUAAAACUUAGUUUUGUUUCUAAUGACUGCUUGUUGAAGAAGAUUCUGACUUGAGUAUUACCUACAAAUCUUAGUUCUAGUUGCAGAAAUUCUAGAAUAACCAUUUUGAAUAUCAUUCAAACUUGCGGCUUGUGUGGGAGGAAGAAUUGCUUGGGACAUUGGGUCAUGUAGUCCACCGAACUGUUCUGCUGUCUCACUAUUGAAGGCUCUGUGUUGCUGCAAUAUAUAAUUUGGAGCCAAUGACCUCUGAAAAUUUUGAUUUUACAGGCAGGAGCCACAGAAAUGUGGAUUUUAUUCUCUGGGCUGAAUUCAAGUUUAGCGUUAGUUUUUAUCACCCUGCUGCAGUGUACUGGAUUAAGGUCACGGCUGCAAUUUGAGCAUGUGGCUGAAAUAGUUGUUGAAAAUAUCUUCCCUCCUCAUUCUCAAGCUUGUAUUGCUGUGCACAUCACCUUCUGUGAAAUAAAGCUCUGGAAUUAUAGUGCAAGUUUGUUCUGGAGAACUGCAUUAAAGCAGGUCUUUUAUAACCACAAAGAAGACAGGGAGGUAGAAUGUAACUUCAGUACAUUUUUGGUGAUGUUACUUGUUAGUGCUCAGCAUUAUUGUCCAAUAGGUAGUAUUGCUUGGUUGCAAAUAUGCUGUCUUCUUCCAAAGGUAGUUUAGGGCCAAGACAUCUCUGCUGUAGUUGUUUGCACUUUUAGAGGCUGACAGCUUUUAGUGAUUGUAGUCCUCAGAGGGGUGACUGCAUGCAGGAAGUAGUAAAAACAGACCAUAGGACAGAAACAGCUGCUUUGUUCUUGGACUGGUGGCAAAGCUGGAAAUGCUUGCAAAUCCCUGUGGAGAGUCAGAGGCCUUGGAAAAUGUCCUGAGACUUGGUUGCUUAGAAUGGCCUGGCGGGUGGAAUUAGAAAGUUAUUGUAGAGCAGGUACUGCUGGAAAUGGAAGUUAAAGGGGAGGAGAAAAACCAAACAAAACAACCCAAACCACACACACAAAACCCCCCAAAACACUGCUUUGCAACUUGAAGAGGGAAAACUUCAAAGAAAGUCUGCUUUCAGGAGAGAAGACCGCACAGAAGGCUCUAGGAGAAUGAUAAGCUACCUCAUGACCUUGAAAAAAAUCAUCUGUAUUUUUGUGAGGGUACAUUUGGCUCCCUUCUGGUAAAAACCUGAAGGUGCUGAGGUCCUGUUUUUACACUAAUCCUUUUUGCAGCUCAAUGUAUUGCUUGCAUUGUUAACCCUCAUCUCUGAAAUUCUGAAGAUCUCUUUUAUUGUCCUAGAAUGAUGACAGCUGGGCAGGUGAGCAUGGCUAGUUGUCCCAUUGUUCCCUAAAGCCUGACCUGUGUGGAGGAUUCGAGUAGCAAGUGACCUAUCAGUUCAACUGAACCACAGUUGUCAAGGCAGAAAGUUCUGCAGAUGCAUUUCCCUGCAGAUAUAACUAUUAAUGUAAUGUAUUUAUAUUUUCUUGAUUUUGUUGCAGAUGGCAUCCUAUUUGUUUUAAAAUCUACUUGGUAAUAGUUGUACAGCAGCCUUACAAACACUACUUUGUAAGAAGGCAUUUUCUUUAAAUUCUUAUUUUUAGGAUAUCAGUAUUACUUGUCAAAUGAGUUUUGCGUCUUUUGUUUUGUUUUUCAUUUCUUGAGCAUCUUCUCUGCUGCCUGUCACAAAGAGGUUAGGACUGUAAAGAUUAUACACAUAUUUAGAUGGCUAGUGAAAAUCAUUGAAGAAAAAAGUGAAACCUUCACUUUUGUUGUUUUUCUUCCAUAUUUUUUUUACCACUUUCCCUGUGACUAGAGUUUCGAUAUUAUGGUUUAGUUAAAGUUACUCAGUCACUUCAGGCAUAUGUGUGCUUUGGAUAGAAGACACAAAAGCUCAGAGUUAUAGACCAUCCAUCAUAGAUCUUUUAACUUGCUUCUCCAACUAACUGGUUGCUGUGAAAAAAUCUUUUUGGCUACUCAGAUUAGUUAAACCUUCAUUUCUAACUCCAUGUCCCUGGGGACUUCUGCAAACAGAGGAGACUACUCUACAUCUUCCCAGAUUUUUGUGCAGCUGCAGAGACAUGAGGAAGUAGAACACAGUGCAAGAAUAGGUCAACUUUUUCUCAAUCACACUGCAGAAGUUCUAGGCAAUUUUAGAGUUUUCUAGAGAGUUAAGAUACUGUAUCUUUGGUCUUUUUUCACAAGAUUGACACACACCCCUCUCAGAAUGUUUCAGAAUAACUGAAUAUACUUAUCUUUCAUUGAUAAAACUUUGUUCUUCUGCCUACUGUGUGUAUUUCUCUAAGCUAUGCUAAGGUCAUAUUGCAUUUAGUCUUUUGCUUAAUCAUCUUCCAUGCCAUCAGACUGAUAUGUCCCUUGUCACUUUGUCACUAAGGAAAAAAUUGAACUUCCUAAAGGCUUGUCAGGUACAAGUUCAGGGCAACAUGCCAAGUGGUAAAAAUAUCAACCAGAAGUGUUUUUCUCCACCCAUGCCCCUCCCCAGCCAUGGCAUUCCAGAAGGAGGGUUUGGCUUGGAUGUUCUUGGCCAGAAUUGCUUCCAAAAGCUUGUUGUCCAUCUGUUAGUACAGUUAAGCACUGUCCAAGGAGCCAAUAACACAUAAUUGUAGGAAACUUGAGUGUUAAUCAUCCAUGAGAGCAGCUGGAGUGAAAGUCAAUCCAGUAAAAGGUUCUGAAUUAUCUCAAACUAAAAUUUGAUGUUAAAGAAUAUUUUGCUGUUGUCUUCCUCUUGGACUACAUUGAUUAAGAAGUAGUUGAUUUCUAGAAACACUUAGGUAUCUUAGAAAUGCCUGUUUUGAAAUUAGUAGCUCAAAAAGCUUGCAUACUAUUUAAAUGUGGCCUUGUAGUGUACAUUGCAAAUAAUUAUCUAAUACUGGCCUCAGUAACAGCUCAGAAUUAUUGUUAACUUCUCAAGUUGUAUGUACUGUAUCCCUGAGUUGGGCUACUCUAAAUUUUCAACCAAGUUGGGAGCUUUGCUUCUUAAGUAUACUGUGAGAGAGGUGUAUUUUAUCACUUAAAAGCAUAAUGCAGAGCACUUAAAGGUUUUAGUGAAAUAAAUCCAUAUAAUAACUGAAGCACAGACUUAGAAACACAGCAAUAAAGAUGGAAGUUGAAUUCUAACAGUGUCACUUGGAUUAUUGACCUGCUCAGUUUUUGUCUACCAAAAUACAGUUGCUUUAUGUCACCAGUUUUCAUGGACAUGCUCACUUUCUUUGUUGAUCCAUGUGGCUUAUGCAUAGCUUUGUGGUAAUCAUUUACUUAAUGUUGGUUUUUACAUUCCCGUGGUCUGUGGCCAAAAUUAAUGUUCCUAAGCAGAUAUUUUAGUUAGUGCAUUCAACACACAGUUGUGUUCUUGGUAGGCUCCUGUAUUUUAUUUUUUAGGUUUCUGACUUCUGAGACCAAAAGCUGUCUGGGUAAAAGUUUCAGACUUUUUGCAGCUAUGACUCGUGUCUGUUCUGAUUAGCAGGGGCAAGCUGUUAGCUGGGCUGUUACAUUGCUAGACCUUCAGAUCUGAAUGUAAUAUAUCAACUUCAUUUAUCAUUAACUUGAGUAGACCUGUGCUAGCUGUUGCUCUUCUUGUCUGACAUAAUUCACAUAUCUGAGACGGUGAGGUCAGUUGUCACCUAUGUGCUAGCUUGAUCCAACAAAACCAUUACAUGCAGAAUUGGACACCUGGUUACUGGGAACAUUCCACAUGGUCAAGCAGUGCUCUCAGAUGAGAUUAUUUUCUUUUGAAUGAAGUUUAAUUUUGAGGUACUUCAGUAGGAACUUGCAAGUGACUUGCCACCAUGGUAGCUCUUUCCUUGAAGAUCUGUGUCCGCCAAUGCAACGUAGUGAAGACGAUGCAGUUUGAACCCUCCACUGCAGUGUACGAUGCCUGUAGAGUUAUUCGUGAACGAGUGCCUGAGGCUCAGACAGGGCAAGCCUCUGAUUAUGGGUUGUUCUUGUCAGAUGAAGAUCCUCGAAAAGGUAUAUGGCUGGAGGCUGGAAGAACACUGGAUUAUUAUAUGCUGAGAAAUGGGGAUAUACUGGAAUACAAAAAGAAACAGAGACCUCAGAAAAUACGUAUGUUGGAUGGUUCAGUGAAAACAGUCAUGGUGGAUGAUUCUAAAACAGUUGGUGAAUUGCUGGUUACCAUUUGCAGCAGGAUAGGAAUAACAAAUUAUGAGGAAUAUUCCUUAAUCCAGGAAAGCAUUGAAGAGAAGAAAGAGGAGAGUACAGGAACGCUUAAGAAAGAUAGGACAUUGUUGCGUGAUGAAAGAAAAAUGGAAAAACUGAAGGCAAAGCUUCAUACAGAUGAUGAUUUAAAUUGGCUAGAUCACAGCCGAACAUUUAGAGAACAAGGAGUCGAUGAAAAUGAAACAUUACUGUUGAGACGAAAGUUCUUCUAUUCAGACCAGAAUGUAGAUUCAAGAGAUCCUGUGCAACUUAAUUUGCUUUAUGUUCAGGCUCGUGAUGACAUUCUGAAUGGUUCCCAUCCUGUCUCCUUUGAGAAGGCCUGUGAGUUUGGAGGCUUUCAAGCACAGAUCCAGUUUGGACCUCAUGUAGAACACAAACACAAACCUGGAUUUUUAGACCUAAAAGAAUUCCUGCCUAAAGAAUAUACCAAACAAAGAGGGGCUGAAAAGAGAAUAUUUCAGGAGCACAAAAACUGUGGUGAGAUGACUGAAAUAGAAGCCAAAGUGAAGUAUGUGAAGCUAGCCCGUUCCCUGCGGACCUAUGGAGUGUCAUUUUUUCUUGUUAAGGAAAAAAUGAAAGGCAAAAACAAGCUGGUUCCUCGUUUACUGGGUGUCACCAAAGACUCAGUGAUGCGUGUAGAUGAGAAGACCAAGGAAGUGUUGCAGGAAUGGCCACUGACAACUGUGAAACGCUGGGCUGCCUCACCUAAAAGCUUCACGCUGGAUUUUGGUGAAUAUCAGGAAAGCUAUUACUCAGUACAGACCACUGAAGGGGAACAGAUCUCUCAAUUAAUUGCAGGUUACAUUGAUAUCAUCCUAAAGAAGAAACAAAGUAAAGAUAGAUUUGGGCUUGAAGGUGAUGAAGAAUCAACCAUGUUGGAAGAAUCUGUUUCACCUAAGAAAUCUACCAUCUUGCAGCAGCAGUUCAACCGAACAGGGAAGGUGGAGCAUGGCUCUGUGGCGCUACCAGCUGUUAUGCGUUCAGGGUCCAGUGGCCCAGAGACUUUCAACAUUGGCAUCAUGCCUUCUCCCCAGCAACAAGUCACAGUUGGUCAGAUGCACAGAGGACAUAUGCCCCCGCUUACCUCAGCUCAGCAGGCCUUGAUGGGGACCAUUAAUACCAGUAUGCAUGCUGUCCAGCAGGCACAGGCUGACCUCAGUGAAGUCGAUAACCUACCACCUCUAGGGCAGGACAUGGCAUCAAGAGUAUGGGUUCAGAACAAGGUUGAUGAAUCAAAACAUGAAAUACACUCUCAGGUUGAUGCUAUCACUGCUGGAACUGCAUCUGUUGUUAACCUUACAGCAGGGGACCCAGUUGACACUGAUUACACUGCUGUGGGAUGUGCAAUUACAACCAUCUCUUCCAAUCUCACUGAGAUGUCUAAGGGUGUGAAACUGCUUGCUGCUCUCAUGGAUGAUGAAGUUGGAAGUGGAGAAGACCUCCUGAAAGCUGCUCGAACACUGGCUAGUGCUGUAUCAGACUUACUGAAGGCUGUGCAACCUACUUCAGGAGAGCCUCGACAGACGGUUUUGACUGCGGCUGGAAGCAUUGGACAAGCGAGUGGGGAGCUACUCAGACAAAUUGGAGAGAAUGAAACAGAUGAAAGGUUCCAGGAUGUUCUGAUGAGUCUGGCCAAAGCUGUUGCAAAUGCUGCUGCCAUGUUAGUGCUGAAGGCGAAGAAUGUAGCGCAGGUCGCUGAGGAUACAGUCCUGCAGAACAGGGUCAUUGCUGCUGCUACGCAGUGUGCGCUCUCUACUUCCCAGCUCGUGGCCUGUGCGAAGGUUGUGACCCCCACCAUCAGCUCGCCAGUGUGUCAGGAGCAGCUGAUUGAGGCAGGGAAACUGGUGGACCGUUCAGUGGAGAACUGUGUGAGGGCCUGCCAGGCUGCCACUGACGACAUGGAGUUACUGAAGCAGGUCAGUGCAGCUGCCAGCAUCGUCAGUCAAGCCCUGAACGACCUCUUGCAGCAUGUCCGCCAGUUUGCGAGCAGGGGAGAGCCCAUCGGACGCUAUGACCAGGCUACAGAUACUAUCAUGUGUGUCACAGAGAGUAUUUUCAGUUCGAUGGGAGAUGCUGGUGAAAUGGUACGGCAGGCCAGGGUGCUGGCUCAAGCCACUUCUGAUCUCGUCAAUGCCAUGAGGUCAGAUGCCGAAGCAGAAAUUGAUAUGGAGAACUCUAAGAAGCUCCUGGCUGCUGCAAAACUCCUGGCAGAUUCUACAGCCCGCAUGGUUGAAGCUGCAAAGGGAGCUGCAGCCAAUCCUGAAAAUGAAGAUCAACAGCAGCGUCUGAGAGAAGCAGCAGAGGGACUACGAGUUGCUACAAAUGCUGCUGCACAGAAUGCCAUCAAGAAGAAAAUUGUCAACAGAUUAGAGAUUGCUGCUAAACAAGCUGCAGCUGCUGCUACUCAGACUAUUGCAGCUUCUCAGAAUGCAGCUGUUUCAAAUAAGAACACAGCAGCCCACCAGCAACUUGUGCAGAGCUGUAAGAAUGUUGCAGACCACAUUCCUCAGCUGGUGCAGGGUGUCAGAGGAAGUCAAGCUCAGGCAGAAGACCUCAGUGCCCAGCUUGCUCUAAUAAACUCCAGCCAGAACUUCCUUCAGCCUGGAAGUAAAAUGGUGGCAUCAGCUAAAGCUGCAGUCCCCACUGUGACUGAUCAAGCAGCAGCAAUGCAGUUAAGUCAGUGUGCAAAGAACCUUGCCACCAGCUUAGCUGAGCUACGAACUGCCUCCCAGAAGGCUCAUGAAGCAUGUGGCCCAAUGGAAAUUGAUUCUGCCUUGAAUACAGUCCAGACACUCAAAAAUGAACUACAAGAUGCGAAGAUGGCAGCUGUGGAUGGACAGUUAAAACCUCUCCCAGGAGAAACUCUUGAGAAGUGCGCUCAGGACCUGGGAAGUACAUCCAAAGCAGUUGGUUCAUCAAUGGCUCAGUUGUUAACUUGUGCUGCUCAAGGCAACGAGCACUACACAGGAGUUGCUGCCAGAGAAACUGCUCAGGCUUUGAAGACGUUGGCUCAGGCAGCACGAGGAGUUGCAGCAUCUACUACUGACCCUGUGGCAGCACAUGCCAUGUUGGAUUCAGCCAGGGAUGUCAUGGAAGGCUCUGCGAUGCUUAUUCAGGAGGCGAAGCAGGCCCUGGCUGCACCAGGGGAUGCCGACAGUCAACAGAGAUUAGCCCAGGUGGCAAAAGCAGUGUCUCACUCUUUGAAUAACUGCGUGAAUUGUCUACCUGGACAAAAGGAUGUGGAUGUGGCCUUGAAGAGUAUUGGAGAGUCUAGUAAGAAGCUGCUUGUUGAUUCGCUACCUCCCAGUUCUAAGUCAUUUCAAGAAGCUCAGAGUGAACUGAACCAGGCAGCAGCAGACCUGAAUCAGUCAGCAGGAGAAGUCGUCCAUGCUACACGGGGCCAAAGUGGGGAACUGGCUGCAGCCUCUGGAAAAUUCAGUGAUGAUUUUGAUGAAUUUCUUGAUGCUGGUAUUGAAAUGGCUGGCCAAGCACAAACUAAAGAGGACCAGAUUCAAGUAAUAGGGAACCUCAAGAGCAUCUCUAUGGCUUCCAGCAAGCUGUUACUAGCUGCCAAGUCUCUGUCUGUUGAUCCUGGAGCUCCUAAUGCCAAGAACCUCCUAGCAGCAGCAGCAAGAGCUGUGACCGAGAGUAUAAACCAGCUUAUCACACUGUGCACCCAGCAAGCUCCUGGGCAGAAGGAAUGUGAUAAUGCACUCAGAGAACUGGAGACAGUUAAGGGAAUGCUGGAUAACCCCAAUGAACCUGUGAGCGAUCUCUCAUAUUUUGAUUGUAUUGAGGGCGUAAUGGAAAACUCAAAGGUUCUUGGAGAAUCCAUGGCGGGAAUUUCCCAGAAUGCAAAAACUGGAGAUCUUUUAGUCUUUGGAGAAUGUGUUGGAGUUGCAUCCAAGGCUCUUUGUGGCCUUACAGAGGCAGCAGCUCAGGCUGCCUACCUGGUUGGCAUCUCAGAUCCAAACAGUCAGGCUGGUCAGCAGGGUCUGGUUGACCCAAUUCAGUUUGCCAGAGCCAAUCAAGCAAUCCAGAUGGCUUGCCAGAAUUUGGUAGAUCCAGCAAGCAGCCCAUCACAGGUAUUAUCAGCUGCCACAAUUGUGGCCAAACAUACUUCUGCUUUGUGCAAUGCUUGUCGCAUUGCUUCAUCAAAAACAGCAAAUCCCGUUGCCAAGAGACACUUUGUGCAGUCUGCCAAGGAAGUUGCAAACAGCACUGCUAACCUGGUUAAAACUAUCAAGGCCCUGGAUGGUGAUUUCUCUGAAGAGAACCGCAACAAGUGCAGAAUUGCUACAGCACCUUUGAUAGAGGCUGUGGAAAAUCUGACGGCAUUCGCUUCAAAUCCAGAAUUUGUCAGCAUACCAGCGCAGAUCAGCACUGAGGGGUCACGAGCACAGGAACCAAUUUUAGUAUCUGCUAAAACAAUGUUGGAGAGCUCGUCUUUAUUGAUCAAAACUGCUCGUUCUCUGGCUAUUAAUCCAAAAGACCCUCCUACGUGGUCUGUGCUAGCCGGGCAUUCCCACACUGUCUCAGAUUCUAUCAAGAGUCUUAUCACCUCUAUCAGGGACAAGGCCCCAGGCCAGCGAGAAUGUGAUUUCUCCAUCGAUGGGAUCAACAGAUGCAUCAGAGACAUUGAGCAGGCCUCCCUUGCAGCUGUCAGUCAGAGUCUGGCCACCAGGGAUGACAUCUCAGUAGAGGCUCUACAGGAGCAGCUGACAUCAGUUGUCCAGGAAAUUGGCCACCUCAUUGAUCCCAUAGCUACUGCAGCUCGGGGAGAGGCAGCUCAGCUUGGGCACAAGGUGACGCAGCUAGCAAGUUACUUUGAACCCUUGGUUUUAGCGGCAGUUGGUGUGGCAUCCAAAACACUAGAUCAUCAGCAACAGAUGACCGUGUUGGACCAGAGCAAGACGCUAGCAGAAUCUGCCUUGCAGAUGCUGUACGCUGCCAAAGAAGGGGGAGGUAACCCCAAGGCAUCCCAUACUCACGAUGCCAUCACUGAGGCUGCUCAGCUGAUGAAAGAGGCUGUGGACGAUAUCAUGGUUACCCUAAACGAAGCUGCAAGCGAAGUAGGCAUGGUUGGAGGCAUGGUAGACUCCAUAGCAGAGGCAAUGAGCAAGCUGGAUGAAGGUACACCUCCAGAUCCAAAGGGAAUAUUUGUUGAUUACCAGACCACUGUGGUGAAAUAUUCUAAAUCCAUUGCUGUAACAGCACAGGAAAUGAUGACUAAGUCGGUUACUAACCCAGAAGAGCUGGGAGGACUUGCAUCACAAAUGACCAAUGACUAUGGGCAUUUGGCUCUCCAGGGCCGAAUGGCCGCAGCUACAGCAGAACCAGAGGAGAUAGGGUUUCAGAUCAGGACUCGAGUGCAAGAACUUGGCCACGGCUGUAUCUAUCUUGUGCAAAAAGCUGGAGCUCUCCAGAUUUGCCCUACAGACAGCUACACUAAAAGAGAGUUGAUAGAAUGUGCUCGUGCUGUUACGGAAAAGGUCUCCUUAGUUUUAUCUGCACUUCAAGCAGGCAAUAAAGGCACACAAGCCUGUAUUACUGCAGCUAGUGCUGUGUCAGGGAUAAUUGCAGAUCUAGACACCACUAUCAUGUUUGCUACUGCUGGAACUCUUAAUGCCGAGAACAACGAAUCAUUUGCGGACCACAGGGAAAAUAUCCUGAAAACAGCAAAAGCUCUAGUUGAAGAUACAAAAUUGUUGGUUUCUGGUGCUGCAUCAAGUCAGGACAAACUGGCCCAAGCAGCUCAGUCAUCAGCCAACACCAUCACUCAGCUGGCUGAGGUGGUAAAGCUGGGAGCAGCCAGCUUGGGAUCUGAUGAUCCUGAAACACAGGUUGUCCUGAUCAAUGCCAUCAAGGAUGUUGCAAAGGCCCUUUCUGAUCUCAUUGGUGCUACCAAAGGAGCUGCCAGCAAACCAGCAGAUGAUCCAUCCAUGUACCAGCUGAAAGGUGCUGCCAAGGUGAUGGUAACAAAUGUCACAUCGCUUUUGAAGACUGUUAAAGCAGUAGAAGAUGAAGCUACACGAGGGACAAGAGCUCUCGAGGCCACAAUUGAGUACAUCAAACAGGAGCUCACGGUGUUUCAGUCAAGCGAGGUUCCAGAAAAGACAUCAUCACCUGAAGAAUCGAUCCGGAUGACGAAAGGGAUCACCAUGGCAACUGCCAAAGCUGUUGCAGCUGGGAACUCAUGCAGACAGGAGGAUGUGAUUGCUACAGCGAAUCUGAGCCGCAAAGCAGUGGCUGACAUGCUGACAGCUUGUAAGCAAGCAUCAUAUCACCCAGAUGUGAGUGAAGAAGUUCGAGACAGAGCCCUGCGCUUUGGAACAGAAUGUACCCUGGGAUACCUGGAACUCCUGGAACAUGUUCUCCUGAUCCUUCAAAAACCAACUCCAGAACUAAAGCAUCAGUUGGCCUCUUUCUCCAAGCGGGUUGCUGGUGCUGUUACAGAGCUCAUCCAGUCAGCAGAAGCAAUGAAAGGGGCAGAGUGGGUGGAUCCAGAAGACCCAACAGUCAUUGCAGAGACAGAGCUGCUUGGGGCUGCAGCAUCAAUUGAGGCUGCAGCAAAGAAGUUAGAGCAGCUGAAACCAAGAGCCAAGCCAAAGCAAGCAGAUGAGACUCUGGACUUUGAAGAACAGAUUCUGGAAGCAGCUAAAUCCAUUGCAGCUGCUACCAGUGCCCUUGUGAAAUCAGCUUCAGCAGCCCAGAGAGAACUGGUGGCACAGGGAAAGGUUGGAGCGAUCCCUGCAAAUGCAGCUGAUGAUGGACAGUGGUCUCAGGGACUUAUUUCCGCUGCCCGAAUGGUGGCAGCUGCAACCAGCAAUCUCUGUGAAGCAGCGAAUGCCUCAGUACAAGGCCACGCUAGUGAGGAGAAGCUCAUCUCAUCUGCCAAACAAGUGGCAGCUUCCACAGCACAGUUGCUUGUGGCUUGCAAAGUGAAGGCUGAUCAUGAUUCUGAGGCCAUGAGGAGACUACAGGCUGCAGGAAAUGCUGUCAAGCGAGCAUCAGACAACCUUGUGAGGGCGGCCCAAAAAGCAGCAUUUGGGAAAGCAGAGGACGAUGACGUUGUGGUCAAAACAAAGUUUGUGGGUGGCAUUGCUCAGAUCAUUGCAGCGCAAGAAGAAAUGCUGAAGAAGGAAAGAGAACUGGAAGAAGCAAGGAAAAAACUGGCUCAGAUUCGCCAACAGCAAUACAAAUUUCUACCCUCAGAGCUGAGAGAAGAUGAAGGUUAACCUGCUGAGAAUUUCUUCUUCUUUUUGUUUCUUUUUUUUCUUUUUCUUUUUUUUUUUUUUUUCAUUUUAAAGAAAUAAGCUAAAGGGGGACAGUACAGUGAGAACUGCUUUGACAACAUUCUGGUAUGCCAAGCACUUACCUAAAUAAACUGCCUGUCAUAGCUUUGGAUGAGCAGAGGGCAAUAAACACUUGUUCUUUCUCAUCUGGUCAGCUGAGGUGCAUGAUGAUCAAGUUAUGGUACAGUGUUAGGUUCAUCAUUCCUGUUCCUUCCUUGACUUAUAUCUCAGGAGAGAAUGUUUCACUUUUUACUAAAGAUACUAAGUCAGUAUUAUUGUCACUUUCCUGAUGCUUGAGGUAUUUAUCGUUCCUUGACUUGUUACAAAACAUUUGUAAUAUUAAUAGGAAAACAGUCAAGAAAUCUUUCACAUGAUAAAUAUCACACGAGCUGGUGGUUUUCUCCCAGUUACCCUUGUAAAAAGAAGACCAAGACAGAGAAAGAUGUACAUCUGAGUGGAGAAACAUGCAUGAGUGUGGGUUUGAAGAAGACGCCUGUCCUCUUUCAGUGUUGUAUAGCUGGUUCACCCCAAAACUGGAGGAAUUGUCUCUGCACCUGUUUGCACUAGUAGUAUUAUUCCUUACCUGAUACCAACAAGCUUCUGCUUGUACAGUAUUUAGGUUUACAAAAUGUGGCAAUAGCCACUCUUUAAAGAGCUCAGAAAACAAAGAAAUGGAAACCUUGUCACUGCCUCAAUAAUAGCAGGUUCAUGAAGGAAAAUGCUGUUUCAAUUAUAUACCUCUAAUGUGUGUCUACUUUUACAGUAUUAUACACACAUACACAUGCUCUAAGAUUGGACUGAAUAGUUUGCAUUUUGUUUUUUAAUUGAAGUUAUCUGGUUUGUACUGUGGGAUUUCUGUUAGAAUAUAUGUUAAAAAGGGGGAAUGCCCAGUACAACAAAAGACUAUCACAACUCUUAUUAUUCUUUUAUUAAUUUCAUUUAUAAUUGUUUUGUUUUGAAACCUGUGGGUAUUGUAGGAGAAAAGAAUAAGUGAUUUACAAGUAGACAUUUCCUGUAAUAUAUUUUUUAAAAAGUCUGGACUCUAGGGAGUUUGUUUCAUAGUUGGCAUUGAUGAAAAUGUACUCACCAAGGAAUUGCAGAGAAGGAAUAGCAGCAAUCUAUCCACAGUCUUUGUUUUCAGUUGCAGAUAGGUAUGGUGUGCUCUCAAUAUCUGUUGUGACCUAAACAAUAGUAAUAUGGGUAGAGUGAGCAACACAUUUUACCCUGUCUAAGAAAGAAUGCAAAUCACAGCAACUUUAAAUAGCAAAAGCUAAACUAUUUGACUAACCACAGAAAUACCAUCUUUCCUAACAACAAUUUCCAACAUGCCUCCACCUCCACUCAAGCCCUCUUCAAUAGUAAUGUCAAGUCUAUUUAGGUCAAAGGAUGUUGCCACUCCAGUCCUUGUGAAGGCUGUGCUGUCAUUUAGAUACCUGCCAAGUACAUUCAGCUGAGCCUGUUAUGUUAUAUGCAUACCCACCUCGUUGUCAUUGUUACAGAAAUACUUCUCUUGUAGACUCAAAAGUAACCAUCCUAGUAGUAGGUUUACCAGUUUUAGAUAGUGCUAACUCAUUUAAGUUACCUGCAUGAGAUAUAAUUAUCAGGAAUUUUGUCACACUAGUGUUAAAUAUAUAGCAAAAAAUGACUAGAGAAUUAAUAAAUAUUAAAGUGUACAAAGAUUUUUAUUGUUAGAGUCUCUUCUCUGGUACUGAAGUAUUUCAGACUCAGUAGAGUUCCUGAAGAAUCCACAAUCAUGAGAGGAAAAAAUUGGCAAAUCCCAAAUGGAAUCGCUGGCAUCAACAGAUGUGCUGUGAUGUGUAGGCUUGUGUGCAAAUGCAACCCCUUACUAUCGGAGACGUGCAGUUCUGAGUUCUGUAAUUUUCCACGUCAGCACAAUUGGUUUGAUUUUUUUUUUUUUGCUCAACCUUUACGCUGUGAAUUCAGUGAGCAGUGUCACAGAAUCUCUAUGUGAAGAAUUCCUACACACAAAAAAAAGCUUUCCUGUAAAUUUUUAGGCAGAAAGCUAAAUUGGUGUUUAUUGCUGUAAGACCUAAAUAAAGACAGUUGUAGUGAUAGGGUUUUUCUGCUGCUUUUGGUAAGUCCAUCUCCUUCGCAGCUUAUGGCUCUUUCUCUUAUUUUUUUACCUGGAUAGCUUCACAAUCCAAUCCCUCCUUUGGAAAGAUCUGCAAGAAAGAUUUGUUACUGCUUCCCUUUUAACGUGUAUUUAACUUAUCAUUUGGUCUCAUUAAAGCACGAAGAAAGAUGAUGCUGUAUUUAGCACCAUGCCAGUAUUUUAUUAUAGGUAUAAUACUGUUGUAAUAUAUUUUGAUCAGAAUGAUAUUUGCCAGUUUGAAAGAAGCCAAAAGCCUGGUCAAAUGCAAUUAUGUAUGGUAAUUGUAUAGCUAGAAAACUUUACCAGUAUAUAGAAGGAAAGAGCAUGCUCCAAUUGUGUUCCAGAUAAAUUUGUUUGGGAAGCCCAUUUUAGCGCAGUUAUCUUGAGACCUCUCUUUUUCUGAUGUAAUGCCCCCUCUUACUUGACAGAAAGUAUUGUUCUUUUUUCUUCUUAGCUAUGUGCUCCAUAGAGGAACCACAGUCAGAUGAGUAGCUGAGCUGAACAACUGAAGUAUUUUUUUACUCUGAAUUUUGGGUAUUCAUUUGGGAAACAUUAAGAGAAUAUAAGCUCAUCUAUAGUCUUUCUACUUCAAUGUUUUCUGCUGUUAUAAUUUGCAGUACCACUGAAGUCCACAUGUGAAUGUCUGUGGAGUUUGGAACUAGUCCAUGCAAUUAUUUGGCAUGGAGACUUGCAGCAGGAAGUGACGAGUUGGAGUAAGGAAUGGAAACUAGUUAAUAAGAAGAACAGAUGUUUACUUUGUUCUGUUAACUUGUGAAAUGGUAAAUGAGCUCUGUUGUAUCUCACCAUUAUUCACGUGGAAUUCACUUUAAGGAAUUGUAUGCAAAUUAAAAGCAAAAUGCCUCAAA